ACUCGUAUACGACCGACGUCAAUUGAUUUCGGGGAUGAUGACUUAAAUCCAGCUUUCUAGAGCCGUACGCAGGCACUAGGUACCGACGAACUAGACUUUAGUCUUAAUAGAUAUUUUUUUCGCUCUUUCGCGUGGUGAUAACCCAUUUUUAGUUUGUGCUUUCUUUUUUCUCUCACUUAGUGAUUUAUUUAUUAUUAUUUUUAAUCGACUUUUUUAUAAUCGAUCUGUGUGAAAUAUUUGUGGUGACGAAAUGAAUCGACAACAACAGCAGCAACAGAUGCAGAAAUCUCAGCAACAGAUGUCUCAGACAUCUAUGCAACAACAACAACAAAGGGUGACAAGAACUGAACAACAUGUCACCCGACAGGUCACUGGGCAAAUGACAGUGCAAGGUGGCCAAUUAACCCAAGAACAGAUUCAACAAAUUCCGGGUUUCGGGCCAAAUGCUUCACCGCCAGUGUUCGAAAAGGUGUUUAGCAAUGCCCGAUUCGCUCAAGGAGGUGUGGCGGCCUUUGAAGGUCGCAUCACCGGAAAACCACAGCCCACCGUCUCCUGGACGCGUAAAGGCGCACCACUAUUCAGUUCCCAGAAGCAUCGACUUUCAUAUAACGAAUCGACUGGAGAUGUUACACUCCAGAUAUAUCAAAUUGGCCCUGGAGAUGAAGGAGAGUACGUUUGCACCGCCAAAAACCAAUAUGGUGAAGCUGUAUGUUCCGUAUACAUUUCCCCAGAGGGUAUGCAAUUGCCCGACCGAUUCACGCAGAGCCAGCUUGAAAAAACAACGACUUAUUCAAACGGCACUGUUAUUACUGAAGAAUUUAAAAUUGACACCUUUGAAUAUAGAUUACUCAGAGAAGUCUCGUUUCGAGAAUCGAUCACCAAGCGAUCCACUUACGAGAAAGAUUCUCAAAUUUCCACGGUAGUUGAACGAUCUCUCGGACCUCCGGCUCCACCACAGAUCUCACAAAAACCACGCAACUCUAAGUUGCUUGAAGGCUCAGAUGCAGUGUUCACCUCUAAAUUAUCUGCCAAUCCAAAGCCGAGAAUCACUUGGUUUAAGGACGGCCAGAGGAUUGCCGAAAGUCAAAGAUAUGAGAGUACUUUUAGUAAUAAUCAAGCUUCUUUAAGAGUUAAACAGGCAUCGUCUGACGAUUCUGGUCACUACACAAUGUUAGCCGAAAAUCCACAAGGGUGCGUUGUAUCAUCAGCCUACCUUGCUAUUGAACCAGUGUCCACACAAGAAGGUAUAAUUCAUGAAUCAACUUUUAAAUCACAAAAAACCGAAGUUGAAACCUCAGACACUGCUAAAACUCUUGCUCCUAACUUUGUAAGAGUUUGUGGAGAUCGUGACGUUACUGAAGGAAAAAUGACUAGAUUUGACUGUAGGGUUACUGGUCGUCCAUACCCAGAAGUUACGUGGUACAUUAAUGGAAGGCAAGUCGUAGAUGACCAUAACCAUAAAAUUUUAGUUAAUGAAUCAGGAAAUCAUGCACUGAUGAUCACCUCCGUUGGCCGAAAUGAUUCUGGAGUGGUUACCUGCGUUGCCAAGAAUAAGACUGGGGAAACUUCAUUCCAGUGCAAUUUGAACGUUAUUGAGAAAGAGCAAGUCGUUGCGCCCAAGUUUGUCGAAAGAUUUACCACCGUUAAUGUUCGUGAAGGUGAGCCAGUAUCACUAAAUGCCAGGGUUGUUGGAACCCCAACGCCAAGAGUUUCUUGGCAAAAAGAUGGAAUACCUUUACAUUCAACAGCUGAUACGCGUAUAGCUAUUGAUGGUGGCGCAACAACUUUGGAUAUUCCAAGAGCGAAGGCUACCGAUGCUGGCUGGUACCAAUGUACGGCCCAAAAUGUUGCUGGAUCAACUGCAACCAGAGCUCGUCUCUUUGUAGAAACACCACAAGGACCAGCACCUGAACCAAGACGCUUGCACUUGCCUAGACCGACAAAAGUCAUCGAACCUGAACCCGAACCUGGCCCAGAAGUGAUCUACCUUCGCCAUGUGGAACGCUCAAGACCACAUGCACCUCCUGGCGAGGAAGACCGUGUUUACCCACCACCACGAUUUAUAGUCCCACUUCAAGAUUCCAUUCAGUUCGAAGGAGGAAAAGUACACUUCGAGGCCAGGAUAGAACCAGUCGGCGAUCCAACCAUGGUCAUCGAGUGGUUCCUGAAUGGAAGACCUCUAGCAGCUAGCUCUAGAGCAACAUCAAUUUUCCGCUUUGGCUUCAUCGGCCUUGAUCUGAUUUCUUUGAUAAUGAACGAUGCUGGUGAAUAUGUAUGCCGUGCCACAAGUGCUACAGGAACAGCAGAAUGUCGUGCCAUUCUCCAAAUAAGGCAGAGAGAAUCUAUUGAGAAAUCUAGUCAACAUCCAGACAGUUUGCAGUAUAUUCAGCAACUGGAAGACUAUUCCAGAUACCAAAGGCAAGAAAGUUUAGAAGAAAAAACUAACCAAAAACCACACUUCAUACGUCCACUCCAAGAUCUUGGUGAACUCCAAGAAGGCAGAAACGCUCACUUUGAGGCUCAGUUAACUCCAGUGAGCGAUCCCACAAUGAAAGUGGAGUGGUAUAAAGAUGGCCGACCAAUUACAGCCAGUUCUAGGAUAUCUACCAUCUUCAACUUCGGCUACGUGUCUCUCAAUAUUUUGCACCUACGGGCCGAAUAUGCCGGAUCCUAUACUGUGCGUGCUGUUAACCAUUUAGGUGAAGCGAUUAGUACUGCAACUGUUCAAGUUUUUAGUAAAUCCACCGUAACUGGAGAUCUAGGAAUUCCUGAGCAGCAACGCUAUAUUGAAAAAGUACAAGAACUUGAAUCCUGGAGGCAACAGGAUCACCAAAAAUACGUUGUUGAAAGUCCAGAAAGCUUAGCUCCACCCGAGUUUAAGACCCCAAUAAAGGACCAAUUGGGAAUUAGAGAGGGAGGAUUUGCCCACUUUGAAGCUCGCUUAGAACCAGUAGGUGAUGCCACUAUGAAAGUAGAAUGGCUUAAAGAUGGCCGCCCAGUAAAAGCUAGCUCAAGAAUUACCAGCUUUUUCAACUUUGGUUAUGUUGCACUUACCAUUAAGGAAGUUACUAUACAUGAUGUUGGCAAUUACACAUGUAGAGCAUUUAAUGCUUUGGGUGAAGCCACUACUACUGCCCAGCUAAGUGUUGUAAGCAAAAAAGAUAUUAUUUUCGAUUCGCAACACCCUGAAGGAUUAGAAAAGAUUCAGCAUUUGGAAGAUUCUAGUCGCUAUAUGCGAAAGGAUCAAGAAGAAGUACAAGUUACGCAAAAACCAAGGUUUUUGGGACCACUUAAAGGAACAAAUAAAAUUGUAGAAGGACAGCGAGCUCACUUUGAAGCUCGUGUAGAGCCUCAAAGUGACAUGACUCUUAAAAUUGAGUGGUACUUUAAUGGAAGACCCAUCCAGCCUGCCAACAGAAUCCAAACAUAUCAUGAUUUCGGAUACGUUGCUUUGGAUAUUCUUAGUGUCAGAGAAGAAGAUGCUGGUACUUACACUGUUGUUGCAAGGAAUGCAUUGGGCGAAGCUCAAGUGUCUGCUAGUAUGAUAGUUGAGACUCGCGCUAGUAUUGAUACAAGGAGCAUGCAUAAAGGAGCCUACGACAAGACUCAACAUCUCGAGCAAUCAAAAUUCGUUGAACCACAAUACCACAUUGAAGAAAUAUCCAAGUCUAAGCCCAUAUUCGUGGUGCCUCUAUCUGAUCAGCCACCAUGUCAAGAAGGUCGUAAUAUACACCUUGAAUGCAGACUAGAACCAAUGGGUGAUCCAACAAUGCGUGUAGAAUGGUACUGCAAUGGCAAGCCAGUAAUCGUUGGUUCAAGAUUUAGAACUUACAAUGAUUUUGGAUUUGUCGCCCUAGACAUCAUUCAUGCUACUGCUCAAGACUCUGGAGAAUACACUGUUCGCGCGGUUAAUCAUCUUGGAUCUGCACAUACCUCAUCUUGUGUAAGGGUUAUUGGAAGCUCAGAUAUUAUCACUGAUACUCAGCAUGAGCAAUCUUUAGAACAAAUACAGAUGCUCGAAGACUCAUCUCGUUACAAGAAACAAAUACAAGAAGAUGUUACUGUUCUUCAGGCUCCUCAGUUUACUCGCCCAUUACAUAAUAUUGAAACGGUUGAAGGAACCAAUGUACAUAUGGAAUGCCGGCUGCAACCGGUUGGAGACUCUACAAUGAAAGUAGACUGGUUCUGCAAUGGUUUCCCUGUAAAAACUGGACACCGUUUUAGACCCGCUUACGACUUUGACUAUGUCGCCUUAGAUCUGUUGAGUGUAUAUCCUGAAGAUUCUGGAAUUUAUACUUGCCAGGCUAGAAACCAACUGGGAGAAGCAGUAACUUCUUGCAGUGUAAAGGUUAUUGCCAAAAAAGACUUAUUGUUUGACACUCAGCAUCCAGCUGGUCUAGAAAAAAUUCAACAUUUGGAAGAUGCUUCUCGCUACAAGCGUACUGAAUAUGUUGAUGAGCAGGUAACUGUUAAGCCUAGGUUUGUAACAAAGCCCAAAAACUUGGAAAAUAUGGUAGAGGGUCAACACGCUCAUUUUGAAUGUAAAAUUGAGCCAGUUACAGAUUCGAAUUUAAAGGUAGAAUGGUAUAAAAAUGGAAGGCCAGUAACUGUAGGUCAUAGGUUCCGUCCAAUUCAUGACUUUGGUUAUGUGGCACUAGAUAUUGUAGACUUAAUCGCCGAAGAUUCUGGUACUUAUACUUGUCGUGCAAUAAAUGUGAUUGGAUCAGAUGAAACUCAUUGUGUAUUAAAAUGUAGACAAACAGGCCAGAUUAUUACAUCAACCGUAAAUGAGACUGGUUUACAACAAAUCCAACAUUUAGAAGAUCGUUCGCGCUAUCAACGGCGUGAAGAAAUCGAUGAAACGACUACUCAAGCUCCCACUUUUACAAGUUCUUUAAAGAAUAUCGAUAUUAAGGAAGGUCAGCGCGCCCAUUUUGAGUGCCGUUUGAUUCCCGUAUCUGAUGCAACAAUGAAAGUGGAAUGGUUCCAUAAUGGUCAGCCUCUUAAAUCCGGCUCAAGGUUUUCCGAAACUAACAGCUUUGGCUUUGUGGCUUUGGAUAUCCUGUACGCUUAUCCAGAAGAUUCUGGCACGUACACUUGCAGAGCCACUAACGCACUCGGUGAAGCAGUUACUUCUGCCAUCUGCAACGUCCAUUCGAAAAAAUCUCUUUACUUGGAAUCAGUACAUGAAGGAGCACUUCAGCGCUUAACCGAACUCGAAGAUUCCUCUAGAUAUCAACGUAAAGAAGUUCAGGAGGAAGUGAUUUCUCAAGCUCCUAUGUUUACUUUGCCACUUAAGGACCUUAGAACAGCUGAGCAUCAAACAGCCCACUUUGAAGCUAGACUUAUUCCAGUAGGAGAUUCCAAGCUUAAAGUCGAAUGGUUAAGGAAUGGUGUGCCAAUCCAAGCAUCCAACCGAAUUACUACUAUGCACGACUUUGGCUACGUUGCCUUAAAUAUGAAAUAUGUAACUCCAGAAGAUUCUGGAACUUACACCUGCCGUGCCGUAAAUGAUUUAGGAGAAGCAGUUACUUCAUCGGUGCUUGAUGUAAAAUCUAAAGCUUCCCUUGAACUCGAGUCUCAGCAUGAAGGAGCUCUGCAGAAACUUCGCCAACUAGAAGAUACUAGCCGUUACCAAAGACGUGAAGAAGAAGAAAUCCAAGUAACCCAAGCUCCAUUCUUUUCAACCCAACUUAAUGGACCAACUGAAAUUAUUGAAGGUCAAAGCGCUCACUAUGAGUGCCGUAUUGAACCUUAUCCUGAUUCCAACUUAAAGGUUGAAUGGUUCCAUAACGGAAAACCAUUGAACACAGGACAUAGGUUUAGAACCGCUUAUGACUUUGGGUUCGCCAGUCUGGAUAUCCUUACGGCCUAUGCUGAAGAUUCAGGCAUAUACACGUGUAAAGCAACUAAUCUUAAUGGUCAAGCUCAAUCAUCCGUUGAAACUUCAGUCAGGUCAAAAGCAUCCAUUAUUCGUGACACCCAGCACGAAGGAGCCUUACAGAAAAUUCAAUACCUUGAAGAUGAGUCUAAAUACAAAAAAGUUUCCAGAGAGGAAGCAAUAAUUCUAGAAAAACCUCAGUUCGGCAGAGGUCUUAAAACUAUUGAAAACCUACCAGAAGGACAAAGCGCUCAUUUAGAAGCCACUCUAACUCCAGUUAAUGACCCAACAAUGAGAGUCGAAUGGUUCUGUAAUGGAAAACCAAUUCAGACAGGCCACAGAUUUAAAACUACUUAUGACUUUGGAUACGUUGCUCUUGAUAUCCUUUAUGCUUAUGCCGAAGACUCAGGAACUUAUAUGUGUAGGGCAAGGAAUGCUGCUGGUGAAGCUGCAACCACUGCUGGAGUCACAGUGGUUAAAAGUAAGAACCUUUAUCUGGAAACCAUGGAUGAGCAAAGGCUCAAGAAGCUUAAAGAACUUGAAACAUAUGAAAGGCCAAAACGAGAAGAAGUCGAGCCUUUACCCCAAAAACCAGUAUUCCUAAUUCCUUUGAUUAGCCUGGAUAACUUACAUGAAGGACAACAUGCUCAUUUAGAAACUAGAGUGGAACCAAUUAAUGAUUCAAAUUUGAAAAUUGAAUGGUUUGUAAAUGGAGUUAAACUAAAAACAGGUCAUCGUUUUAGAACAACUCAUGACUUUGGUUAUGUAGCAUUGGAUAUUUUAUACACCUACCCAGAAGAUAGUGGUACCUACAUGUGCAAGGCCACCAACCUUGUUGGUGAAGCGGUUAAUACUUGCACUAUUAAGGUUGGAGGUGGAAAGGGUAUUUUAUUAGAUACUCAACAUCCAGAAGGUUUGCAAAAGAUCAGAGAGUUAGAAGCUCAGGGCCACCCAGCUAGAUUAGAAGUAGAAGAACCUGAACCAACACCUCCAAGGUUCAUAACAGAACUCCGUGGUACCACCGAAAUCUACGAAGGUCAAACGGCCCACUUUGAAGCACAAGUCGUUCCCAUCCACGACUCUAAUUUAAGAAUAGAAUUUUAUCACAAUGGAAAGCCGUUGCCCCAUGGUAAUAGGUUCCAUAUCACAUUCGACUUUGGGUACAUUGCUUUGGAUAUAAGUCACGCUGUUCCGGAAGAUGCUGGAGAAUACUCUGUUAAGGCUAUUAACAAUCUGGGCCAGUGUGUCUCUUCUAUUAACCUAAAAGUCAUUUCAAGAGAUAACAUUAUAACAGAAUCACAGAGACCAGAAGGUCUCGAUAAAAUCCGUCAGCUUGAAGCGCAUGAACCAAUGAGGCGGCCGGAAGUUGAAGAUCAAGUCACUAGGCAAAGACCUGUAUUUACACAACCACUUCAAAACAUCGAUUUUAUUCAAGAAGGACAAAAGGCUCACUUUGAAUGUAGACUUAUUCCUGUUGGGGAUCCAACCCUUAAAGUAGAAUGGUUUAGAAACGAGAAACCCUUGGAGGAUAGUUCCAGAAUUACGAAAAUCCAUGAUUUCGGAUUUGUUUCAUUAGAUAUUCAACAUGUCAGGGAUGAAGAUGAGGGUAUCUACCUAUGCAGAGCAUCCAAUCCACUAGGAGAAGCUGUUACAACUGCUUCAAUGAAAAUAAGAACUGAGGCCAGCAUCCAACUAGACACCAAACAUCCAGAGGCUCAGCGUAAAAUUGCUCAGCUUGAACAACCACUGGCCCCAAGAACCGAAGAACCAGACCGUAUAUUUGAAAAACCAAUUUUCACCCAAAUUCUUACUGGACCUACAGAAUUAUGGGAAGGUCAGCAUGCGCACUUUGAAGCGCGGGUAGUACCUGUUGGAGACCCGAGUCUUAGAUUUGAAUGGUACGUCAACGGAGUCGAACUGAAACUAGGUUCUAGAUUUAAGGUGACCCAUGAUUUUGGCUUUGUUACUUUGGAUAUAAUGUCUACAGUGCCUAAUGAUUCAGGAGUUUACAUGUGUAAAGCAAUAAAUAGAGCUGGCGAGGCUGUCUCAUCUAUUUCUAUGAAGGUGAAAUCAAGAUCAAAUAUCAUUGGUGAACCAUUACAACCUGAAUCCUGGGAACAAAUCCGUCUUAAGGAGGCCGAAAUGAACAAAGUGCCCGAAAUGUUUGUUGACACUACUCCUCAGCAGCCCCCAGUAUUCACUACUCAUCUUAAAAGCUAUGAUAAACUUGUUGAAGGACAACAUGUAUAUCUAGAAGCUCAAGUGGAGCCAAGAACAGAUCCCAACCUUCGUAUUGAAUGGUUCAAGAAUGGUGUUUCCCUUUCUACUGGAGCCAGGUUAAGAAGUACUUUUGACUUCGGACUUGUAACUCUCUCCAUUAAUGGCCUUCGCGAGGACGAUUCCGCAAUUUACACUUGUAAAGCUACUAACAAACUUGGAGAAGCUAUUUCGACUUGCACAUUAAAAAUUGAAGAUAAACAUUGGCUUUUGGGUCAAAGUUUACAUCCUGACGCUAUGCCGAAAAUCGAAGAACUUGAAAAACCUCAAGAACCACGUGCAGAAGCCCCAGAGCCUACAUAUGAGUUGCCAAUAUUCAUAACUCAUCUUAAUAAUGUCGAGUGUGUUGAGGGUGACAAUGUGCACUUCGAGUGCCGUGUCGAGCCAGCUAAGGACCCCACAAUGAAAAUCGAAUGGUUUGUUAAUAACAAACCUCUGCCUACUGGUGCUAAGUAUAAAUCUACAUAUGAUUUUGGAUAUAUUGCCUUGGACAUCACCCACUCUUACGAGGAAGAUUCUGGGGUUUACACCUGCAAGGCAACGAACAGCAAAGGCUCAGCAACAACAUCAGGUACCCUACGUUGCACUGGAAAAAGAAGUAUUUAUUAUGAUACUCAACAUCCUCAAGGAAAAGCUGGUUUAGAAGCCAUUGACGAAGUUGAUCAAGCAUUCGCAGCAAAAUCUAAACAUCCUGGCUUUGCACCCGAGAAGGAAUUCCCCAAACCCGUAUGGACUGUCCCACUAAAUCCAGAAUUUACCAUACUUGAAAGCAAACCUUUACAUUUAGAAGCAUCUGUGGAACCAAAGGAAGACCCCAACCUUAAGGUUGAGUGGUUCUUUAACGGAAAAUCGUUAGACCAUGCUUCCAGAUUUAAGCUUACAAGCGAUUUUGGUUUUGUCACAUUAGAUUUAACUGAUGUAUAUGAAAGAGAUCAAGGAGUCUACACUGCAAAGGCAUCAAAUAAAGCCGGAGAAGCAUUUACUUCAACUACAAUAUACUGCACAUCUAAAGCAAGUCUCAUUGAACGAACUCAACAUCCCAAGGGACAAGAAGGUCUUGAGAAAAUUCAAAACCUGGAAGAUUCCCUUAACAGACCUGAAAUGCCUUUUGCUGAAGGUGAGGAAGGUCACGCACCAGUAUUUACUUCCGAAUUCACUGAUUUAACUAACCUUGGUGAAGGAGAAAUAGCUCAUGUUGAAGCCGGCCUAACACCAAUUGGUGAUCAAACAAUGGUAGUAGAAUGGUUCUACAAUGGAAAAACUAUUGAGGCUUCUCAUAGAUUCAGAACAGUACAUGCCUUUGGUAUGGUAGUUCUUGAGGUUUUAGGAGUAAAGAUAGAAGAUUCUGGGACUUACACAUGUAGGGCAACUAAUAGAUGGGGUGUCGCUGAACAAAGUGUCACCAUAAGAUGCGAAGAAAGAGAAUCUGGACAAAAACCUAAGUUUACUACGCACAUACAAGACAUUGUUGGCUUAAAAGAUGGCCAAUCUGCUCACUUUGAAUGUACUCUAGUGCCAGUUAAUGACCCGAACCUGAAAGUUGAAUGGUACCAUAAUGGACAGCCAAUCUUAAAUUCAUCAAGGAUCAAAAUGGUGUCUGAUUUUGGUUUCGUGGUUAUGGACAUCUCUUACAUCCAGGACCAAGACUCUGGCGAAUAUGUUUGUAGAGCUUACAAUAAAUAUGGAGAAGAUUUCACCAGAGCGACUAUUUCGGCUCACGGUAGAGGAGGUGUAUUUUCCGAAAGUCUACAGCCUGAAUCCUUAGCUAAAAUUAGAGAAUUGGAAGGCUUCCAUGGACAAAAAGUGCAAACACCUGCAACACCAGUUACUGAACCACCCAAAUUUAUUACUCAAAUCCAGGAUGUGACCAAACUUGUUGAAGGACAAAGUGCUCACUUUGAAGCUCGACUUACUCCAGUCACUGACCCAGAUUUAGUAGUGGAAUGGUACUACAAUGACCAGAAAUUACCACAUGGUCACAGAUACCGCACCUUCCAUGAUUUUGGUAUUGUUAUUCUCGAUAUUCUAUAUUGUUACGAAGAGAAUUCUGGAGUUUACGAGUGUAGAGCCCACAAUAAAUAUGGAAAAGAUUCUACUAAGGCUACGAUGAAGUGUGUUUCAAAGGCGAAUUUAAUCCUGGACUCGCAACUACCGCGGGGCAUGGAAGGUGGUCUAGAAAAAAUCCAAACUUUGGAAGAUUCUAUGAUUCGCACCAAAGAUGAAAAAGAAGAAAUCACCAAGGGAAGGGCUCCAGUUUUCACAGUACCGUUAGCCAAUAUAGACAGUCUCCGGGAAGGGGAAAAUGCUCACUUUGAAGCCAGAUUAAUUCCCACCGACGAUCCUAAACUAAAAGUAGAAUGGUUCUGGAACGGUAAACCACUUAGAACCGGUUCUCGAUUCCGUACAUUCUGCGAUUUCGGUUUUGUUAUUCUUGAAAUAUCGCCAGUAUAUCCAGAAGAUUCUGGUGAAUACUCGUGUAGAGCUACUAAUGAGUAUGGCGAAGCCGUUACUACUGCGUCAAUGAAGGUAUCGGGCAAACGUAGUAUCAUUUUUGAAUCCCAACUACCAAGAGGAAUGGAGGGUACCAUUGAUAAAAUUGCUGAACUUGAAGGGCUUGGUAUGGCACCUUCUCAAGCUACUCCUGAAGAUGACACUGGCAAACCACCAGAGUUUAUAACAACUCCAUCGGAUUUAAUUCUAGGGGAGAAUUCGUUGGCCCACUUUGAAUGCAGGUUAACACCAAUCAAUGACCCAAGUAUGCGUGUUGAAUGGUUCCACAAUGGAAAGGCUUUGUGGUCUGGCUCAAGAAUUAAGACCAUCAACGACUUUGGUUUUGUUAUUCUUGAAAUCGCCGGAAUUUAUCAGCGUGAUUCUGGAAUGUACACUUGUAAGGCUACGAAUAAGCAUGGAGAAGCAACUGUUUCAUGCACUUUGCAAGUUAAGGGUAGGCAAGGAAUUAUCCUUGAGCCUCAGCUGCCUUCUAACUUCCGAUCUGGUACUGAAAGUAUUCAAAAAUUGGAAGAAGAGCUUUAUAAGAGAGAAGAAAUUAUGGCUGAGGAGGAAAAGCCAAAUCCACCUAAGUUUAUAGUCGAAAUCAAAGAUAACUUAGAUAUACCUGAAGGCAGUCCAAUUCAUUUUGACUGUAGAGUUGAACCUAAGAAUGACUCAUCUAUGAGGAUUGAAUGGUUCCAUAACGGAAAACCUUUCGCUACUGGAUCGAGAGUUCAUCAAAUCAACGACUUUGGUUUUAUAUCUUUGGAUAUUGAUUAUUCAUAUAAUAGAGACGCUGGAGAAUACAUCUGCAAAGCCACCAACAAAUGGGGAUAUGCAAUCACUAAAGCAUCAGUUACUUCUAGAUCUAAACGUAGUGUAGACUUUGAAAGUCAAUUGCCGGCUGGCAUGAGCGCCGAUAAACUUAAAGAGCUCGAAAAGGGUCCAGUAUCUGUUGCACCUCAAGAAGACAAAACAUAUGGACCGCCCAAAUUUGUCACUCAAAUUCAAUCAGUUACCGUAGAGGAAUCUGAGUCGGUUCGCUUCGAAUGUAGGGUCGAACCAAAAGACGAUCCAAAAUUAAGGAUUGAAUGGUACAGAAAUGGAAAAUUAUUACCUGCUGGUCACCGUUACCGCACAGUCUACGAUAUGGGCUUUGUAUCUCUAGAUAUAUUAGGCGUGUAUUCCGAUGAUUCAGGUGAAUACGUGUGCAGGGCUGUCAACGAUCAUGGGGAAGACUUCACCAAGGCCCACAUCACCUGCAAAAAGCUUCCCAAUAUCAUAUUGCAAAACCAAGUGCCGAAAGGCAUGAAGAAAUCCGAAACUCUUAUGCAAAUGGAGGCUGCUAUUAAAAAAUAUACCUCAGAAGUACACCUGACUGAAGAUGACCUAUACGAUGUUGAUAAAAAACAACCGCCAAGGUUCGUAACACAAAUUCAAGAUCAGACUGAACUUGUUGAACGACAGACCUCUAAGUUUGAAUGCCAAUUGGCGCCUGUGGGUGAUCCAAACAUGAAAGUUGAAUGGUUCUUAAAUGGAAAACCUUUAUCACAUAAAAAUAGAUUUACACCUAUCUACGAUUUUGGUUAUGUUGCCAUGAACUUUGGCUGGGUUUAUCCUGAAGAUAGUGGUGAAUAUCUCUGCAGAGCUACCAAUUUAUAUGGUAUGGAUGAAACAAGAGCAGUUAUCCAAGUUGCUGGUAAGCCUGGCAUAAUUUAUGACUCUCAGCUUCCUAAAGGUAUGAAGAGUAUUGAAAGGAUUAGAGAGUUAGAAGCAGCUUGGCAAGUGGUUCCUGAAGAUGCCGCUGAAGAAAGCAAACCAAAAUCGGCACCGCUGUUUGUAAGCAGACCAGAACCAGCUACUGUAGAAGAAGGAGAAUGGGCUAGAUUCUGUUGCAGGGUUACAGGACAUCCUAGACCUAGAGUAAUGUGGCUUAUUAACGGCCAUACUGUAGUUAGCGGCUCCAGAUAUAAGCUAACCUAUGACGGAAUGUACCACAUGGAUAUUCCCAAGACUAGACAAUAUGACACUGGCAAGAUUGAAGUAAUCGCCAGAAGUUCAGUUGGUGAAGCCCUGGCCGAAACUGAAUUAAAAGUAAUUCCGAGACACGAUGAUUACAGAGGAGUACUUAAAAACUCGCCGAGGCCAUGGUAUGACAUAGAACUAUCUCAGUAUCAAAAAGAGCGACAAGAAACCGAGUUAGAGAAAAUAUUCGAUGAACGAAACACGACUCUUAGGGAAUCCGGAGUUAAUGUUUCCGGAGUACAUAUUCAACCGAAAGAAUUUAAAGAGCCUGAAACAGAAUGGCAAAAGACAGUUAAAUCCAAAAAAGGCGAAGAAUAUUAUAAUAAGCUGCAAAGCCUUGAAAACGAACAAGUGACGAAAGAAAUCAAACUUCGCGAAGCAUCUCAUCAAGUAACCAUUCCUGGUGAUAAAAUCGUAAGCAGUUCUUUGGCUAAAGGAAUGGCUCAACAGUAUCAAGAAAACUUGGAACAAGUACCAGAGAGACCUCAACUACAACCCAUACCGCGACUACCCAAAGCAGAACAAGCCAAAAUUACCCCACACAAAGACCAAGUAAAACUUAGGAAGACCGAAAAAAGUAAAGAAGAAAUGCAGACUGAAUAUGAAGUAGACAGCAAGAAAGGAGCUUAUCCCCCAGGGCCUACUGAAUCUGGAGUUCACGGACGGGAGGUGCACGUUACCAAACAAAAACAAACCCAAAAAGAAAGGCAAGGUGAUUUAGAAAUAACCAGAAAUAUCACGUCAACUGAAACCACCGAUGUUGAACACAAAGCAAAAACUCAAGAACGCGUAGUACAAGGCCAAGUCCUUCCAUCUAAUCCGCCAAUUUUCACCAAGAAGAUUCAACCUUGCAGAGCAUUCGAAAACGAUUCUGCAAGAUUUGAGGUUGAGUUUGAUGGAGACCCACUACCAAAGGUGACCUGGUUUAGAGAAGACUUCCCAAUAACCAGCUCGCCCGACUUAAAAAUAUACACUUUUAGCACUAAAUCAAUUUUACAACUGAGACAAGUAUUUAUGGAAGAUUCUGGAGUAUUCAGUGUGGUAGCAGAAAAUCGCGGAGGUACCGCUAAAUGUAGUGCUAACUUGGUUGUUCAAGAGAGACGCAGACAAGGACGUGGUGGUACUAUUCCUCCAAGCUUCAAUACUACUAUUCAAUCAUCUACAACCAACGCCGGCCAACUAGUCAGAUUUGAUGCUAAGAUCAAUGGAACUAAGCCCAUUGAUGUUUACUGGCUAAAGAAUGGCAAGAAGAUAAUCUCAGAUAUCAGAUACAAGACCCUUGAAGAAGACGACUUGUACACUCUUCUUAUUAUUGAGACAGUUCCUGAAGAUACUGCAAAAUAUGAGUGUGUGGCCAUUAACCAAGCAGGCGAAGCUCGUUGUGAAGCUGACCUUACUGUUACCAGCCCAUCGGCACCUCAAAAAAUAACCAAACCCACCACUCCUGGUAGUGAAAAAGCUCCCACCAUAGUCGAACCACUUAAAGACCAAACAAUCCGUGAAGGACAGGCGGUUGCAUUCAGAUGCAAGAUAAGCGGCAAACCAACGCCAACUGCCAAAUGGUUUAAAGCAGAUAAAGUGAUUAAACCAUCCAGGUACUUCCAAAUGACCAAGGAAGGUGACUAUUGCACCUUGAGAAUAUCAGAAGCAUUCCCUGAAGAUGAAGGUGUCUACAAAUGUGUGGCAGAGAAUCCAGCUGGCAAAGUUAAUGUUCAGGCUAAACUGACUGUGCUUGCACCGGAAACGCAAGAAGUUGCUCCAAGUUUAACUGCAAUGAAGGAUGUUAUUGUUCCUGAGGGUAGUCCGGCACAGUUUAAGACCACCAUCUCUGGUAAACCAAAGCCUACCAUCCAGUGGUUGAGGGAGGGUUUCCUUAUACCGGAAUCGCCAGACUUUCAGAUGAUCCAAGAAGGUAACAAUGCAAUUUUGUUAAUCUCUACAACAUACGAGGAGGAUUCAGGAGUUUUCACUUGCCGAGCCACUUCCUCCGCCGGUUUAGUAGAACAGUCCGCAAAACUAAUCGUCAAAAGGCGGCCAGGGACGUUUCGUCAAUCGUCUAAACUAGGCGUGACGUCCCAAGAGUCAACUAUAAUUGAUACCAAGCAACAGGAUAGUUUGGUAAAAGGCGGAGUUGGUAAAAGUAGCGUUUCUUUAGUACCCGGAUCACGAUCCGGGCAACCGGUAGACGGUGCGUUAUUGCCUGUGGGCGAUGAAACAUUAGAUUGGCGAAAACAGCGAUCGGUUAAGAAAAUCUCACGUCACGAAAAAAUUAGUAAAGUCGAAGAUUUGGCUCUUUUGAAAAUCGACGAAACUGAAAAGCUUCAGUUUCAACAAGACGCGCAACCUAAAAGUUGGAGAAAACCUAGACUCGGGCCGAGUUUGAUUAAGCAGACGUCCGUCGAAAUUGAUAUCGAAUCUGUUAUUUCAAAGCCGCAACAUGCGGUUCAAAAAAUUAAAAGCCCCCAACCACAACAAGCCAAGAUAGUUCCUUGGACCGAAGAAAAAAUAGCACUUAAACCUGCACCUAAAGAACACAUUGCCAAAAGCAAAGAAAUCCCUAAAGAAAAACUGGAGGAAGUUGUUCUUAAGCCAGUCACCUUGGAGGACAUUCAAGCAUUAAAGCAAGCUAAGCUAGAACAAGCUCGCCAACCUGGCGAACCAGUACCCUGGACAGAAGAAGAUAUCGAUUUAAAACCUACUCCUCAAGAAAAGAAAGAAAUACCAAAGGCAGUUUUAGAAGAAGUUCAUCUUAAACCAGUUGAACUUGAUGAAAAUAAAAUGGUACCACUUAGAGCUGAAGGCGAACCAAUCCCUUGGACAGAAGAAGAAAUUGCUCUUAAACGAACUAUUACUGAAAAGAAACCAAUUCUUAAAGAAGUUCUGGAAGAUGUGCAACUUAAACCAGUUCAACUUGAUCAUACCACCAUGACGCCUCUUAAGUCUGAGGGCGCGCCGAUUCCUUGGGUAGAAGAAGAAAUUAUUCUUAAACCGACAGUACCUGAAAAAAAGGCCGUACCUAAAGAAAUGUUGGAGGACAUUCAACUUAAACCAGCAAAACUUGGUCACACUAAAUCGACUCCGCUUCAACAGCCAAUUCCUUGGGUACAAGAAGAAAUAGCCUCAAAACCGACUGUUCAACAACAGAAACCACUUUCUAAAGACAUUACCAGUAAGACUUUGGUACAGGAUAUUCAAGACCAAACUUUGUUAAAAUUCACAGAACAGGCAAUAGAACUGAAAGAAGAACAGUUGCAAACCAAAUCUUGGCAGAGGGGAAAGAAAACUGAACAAGUCCAGCAGGUCGAAGAUAAAAAACUCCUUGAUAUUCGUCGCUCUUCUAUAGAGAAAAUAACACAAAAAGUGGAAAGUAAAACAUGGAGACGCGGUUCCAAAACAGCAUUAGAAGGUAUCACACACCAUAUUGAAGACAAUGAAAUUCAAAAAACUUCUACUAAACAAGUAACAGAAGAUAUUCAAACUAAAUUAUGGAGACAUGACAAGAAAUCGGAUGAAGAGGCUACCUCAAUACUAUCUACGAAACAAAUUGAAGAUACACAACAUCUUAACAUUCAAAGUGCUUCUACAGAAAGUUCAAUAAAAGAUUUAGAAACAAGACCCUGGAGACGAGGUCUAAAGGCAGAACAACCUACUUUAGAACCUACACAGCGUAUUACUGAUGAUACAGAGAUUUUACCGGUUAAACCGUCAUCUACAGAAGGAACAACACCAAAGGAACCUGAAGCUAAACCAUGGAGGCGUGGUGUAAAACCCUUAGAAGAAAUAAGACCAAUUAAAGAAUUAAAGCCGGUCAAAUGUUUUAUUGGCGAACUUCCUACUGAAAUUACGGAGAUUACUGUAAUUAAAGAUAACAUCCCUAUAAAAAGUAAAAUUAAAAAACGUAUCAUUAAAAAGCAUGAUGGCGAAAAGGAAGAAACUACUGAAAUUGUUACGAUUGAGGAGGAAGGCAAAGCCCCUCAAACAUCUGUUACUAUUACAGAAAAUCCAACACCUUCGCAAAGCCCAAUUUACAUUGUCAAACAAUUGCCUGACCAAAUUAGAGAAACAUCAGUAUUCGAAGGAGGAAAACCAAAAAAGAAAAUUGAAAGAAAACGAGUUAUAAGAACCCAAAUGGGUACGAAGAAUCAAAUUACUGAAAUUCUAACAGCUGAGGUGGAAGGAAAAUUACCAAAAAUAUCUGUCGUUACACACGAGACUGAAUCACCUAUACCAGAAAAUACUGAAGAAUAUGUUGUCGAGGAAUUGCCAAUUGAAAUAUGUGAAACUGUAAUUAUUGAAAAGGGUGCUACGGUAAAGAAAAUAAAGAAAAAGCGGACCCUGAGGAAAAGAAAAGAUGGCAAGGAGCAAAUUACUGAAAUUGUAACAAUUGAAGAGGAUGGAAAAAAACCGGAAGUAUCAGCUAUAGUAUAUGAUGAAAUUGAUAGCACUCAAGAAGUGACAUCCGUGUUAUUAGAAGAACUACCAGAGGUUGUUCAAGAAAGCUCUAUAAUAGAAGAGGGCACUAGAAAAAGACAAGUGAAGAGAAAACGUGUCUUUAAAAAGAAACUAGGAGAUAAGGUAGAAACAAUUCAAAUUUUAAUGAAUGAAAUUGAAGGUAAACCAGUGCAAUUUACUGUUAUUGAAGACACAGGUAUUCCUAGUAUUCAAAAACCUGAACCUAUUCCUUGGAUAAAGGAACAGGUUCAAUUAAAACCUGCUAAGAUUGUUGGUAAACCUCAAACAAGUGAAAAAUUAGAAGAGGUGCAACUUAGACCACUAAAGCCUCACGACAAUAUCAAAAUUAAGGAACUACCGACAGAAAUACGAGAAGUUACAGUAUAUGAUCAAGGGAUUGCCAAAAAGACCAUCAUAGAAAAAAGGACAAUUAAAAAGAAACAGGGACCCCGUGAGGAGACCACCGAAAUAUUAUCAGUAAAAGAGGAAGAUAAAGCACCUUAUACUACUGUGGUCAUUCAAGAAGAUACUGUUCCUGAGGAGCAACCGAUAUAUGAAGUUAAAGAGUUACCUCUACAAGUGUCUGAAACAGUCGUUACUGAUAAAGGAAUUAAAAAGAAGAAAAUCGAGCACAAGCGCAGUAUUAGAACCCACAAAGGCGACAAGGUGGAAAUUGCUGAAAUAAAAGUUGCCAAAUUAGAUGGCAAAAAAGCGGAGACUACCGUCGACAUAACUGAAAUUGAUGCUCCUAAGGAAGAAGUGGGAGUGGAGGAAGGUUAUGUAGUGGAAGAAUUACCAAUUCAAAUACAAGAAACAGUAACCAUUGACAGAGGAUUAAAAAAGAAGGCCAUUGUAACAAAACGAACAUUUAGAAAGAAGGAAGAUGAUAAGAGCGUAAUUACUGAAAUAGUUAAAAUGGAGGAGUCCGGCAAAAAACCAGAUCUAUCAGUAGUUGUUUAUGAACAAUUACCAGUAGAAGAAGAAUGCUCUUCAAUUGAUAUAAUGCCAGAAGAAGUUAAAGAAUCUGUUGUUACAGAAGAAGGUGUAACUAAGAGGCAAAUCACACGAAAACGUGUAAUUAAGAAAAAGAGAGGAGACAAAGAAGAAGUAACACAAAUUGUAACAGUUGAUGUAGAAGGGAAAGAACCGAAAACUGCAGUUAUCGUAGAAGAAAAACCAGUUCAUGAGAAAAAAGAAGAUUUACCUUGGACAGAACAAGUGAAGCUUAAGCCGGUAAGAAAAACUAGCAAGCCACAAGAUAUUGAAAAACCUGAGGAUGUACAGCUAAGGCCUGUAAGAAAAGAAAAACCUCUAGACAAAGAUCAGACUGUAAGUAUUACUGAGUUACCUAUGGAAAUUUAUGAAACUACCAUAAUUGAGAAAGGAAAGGCUAAACAAACGAAGGUUGAAAAAAGAAUAAUCAAAAAGAAACGUGGUCAAAUAGAAGAAACAACCAAAAUUUAUACUGUUACAGAAGAAGGAAAAGUUCCUGAAACUACGGUAGUAGUGAACGAAAAAUUUGCGCCUACCGAAUAUCCUAUAUUUGUAGUUAAACAGCUACCAGAGCAAGUCUCUGAAUCAACCGUGGUUGAAAAAGGUGUUAAGAGAAAGAAGGUUGAGAAGAAACGUAUUAUUAAAACUCAAAAAGGUAAUAAAGUUGAAGUUGCUGAACUUUUAACCACUGAACUUGAGGGUAAAGAACCUGAGACUGUCAUGAAAAUUCAAGAAAUUGAAGGUCCUAAAGAAACUCCAAUGGAAGAGGACGAAUAUAUAGUAGAAGAAUUACCUAUUCAGAUUCAAGAAACUGUGAUAGUGGACAAAGGAGUGGAAAAGAAGAAAUUAGUGAAAAAGCGAGUUUUAAAGAAAAAACAUGAUGGCAAGGAAGUUACAACAGAAAUCGUAACUACUGAGGAGACUGGUAAAAAACCUCAGAUAUCGGUAGUGGAAUUUGAAGAAUCAUCACCUAUGACAGAAGUUCAAAAACCUUUAAUAAUUGAAGAGUUACCGGAGCAACUAGAGGAAACUACUAUUGUGGAUCAUGGUGUGACUAAAAAACAGGUCACAAAAAAACGCACAAUUAAGAAAAAAAUUGGAGAAAAAGAAGAAACAACGAAAAUAGUUACAGUUGAAAUAGAGGGCAAAGAACCUCAGACUCUAGUUACUGUUGAGAAAAAAGAAACUCCGAAAGAAGCUUUACCUUGGACUGAACAAAUAAAGUUAAAACCUGCGAAAAAAGUAACUAAACCACACGAGAUAGAAAAACUAGAAAACAUUCAGCUCAAACCAGUGAAGCGAGUUCCUCUAAUUGAAGAAGAAGGCAUAGUAACCAUUGAAGAACUACCAACGGAAGUUUGCGAGACUACCAUAAUUGAAAAAGGUAUUCCAAGAAAGAAAACAGUGGAGAAGAGAAUUAUUAAGAAAAAGAAGGGUCACAGAGAAGAAACAACUGAAAUUUUAGCCGUCCAUGAAGACGGAAAAGCUCCUCAAACAAUUGUAACGGUCAAAGAAGAAGCUGCUUUAACUGAACAGCCUAUAUUUGUUGUAAAAGAACUUCCUGAACAAAUCUUUGAAUCAACUAUUGUUGAAAAAGGUGUCAAGAAAAAGAAGACUGAGAAAAAACGCGUAAUUAAAACUCAAAAAGGUGAUCAAGUCGAGGUUACCGUAAUUUCAACAAUUGAAAUUGAAGGCAAAAAGCCUGAAAGUGUCGUAACAGUUCAAGAGAGUGAAGCUCCUAGUGACGUCUCUACAGAGGAAGGAAUUUUAGUAGAGGAACUUCCGGUUCAGAUCCAGGAAACCAUUAUAGUAGACCGAGGAGUGCAAAAGAGACAAGUAUUGAAAAAGCGGACCUUAAAGAAACAACAUGAUGGCAAGGAAGUAACUACUGAAAUUGUUACUCUAGACGUAAGUGGUAGAAAACCACAAACAUCGGUAAUUGUUUUUGAAAAAGAGUUGCCUGUAGAAGAAGAGGUGAUCGAACCUUUAACAAUUAAAGAGCUGCCAGAGCAAGUGGAGGAAUGCACGAUCGUAGAUCAUGGUGUAACUAAAAAACAAGUUACCAAGAGACGUGUGAUUAAGAAGAAGAAAGGAGAGAAAGAAGAAACAACAGAAAUCCUUACAGUUGAAGUAGAUGGCAAAGAACCGCAAACCGCCGUUACUAUUGAGAAAACAGAAGGUCCAAAAGAAGUAUUACCCUGGACUGAACAAGUAAAAUUACAACCAACUAAAAAAGUAACCAAAGCCCAAGCAGUAGAGAAACUAGAAGACAUUCAGCUGAAACCGGUAAAGAGGGUUCAAUCUAUUAAAGAGGAAAGCAAAGUUACUGUUGAAGAGCUGCCGAUGGAAAUUUACGAUAUAACCAUAAUUGAAAAAGGUGUUCCUAAAAAGAAAAGAGUGGAAAAAAGAAUUAUCAAGAAAAAGAAGAAUGACAAAGAAGAAACAACUGAAAUUUUGGCUGUUAAAGAAGAAGGAAAAAGUCCUGAAACGUCUGUAAUUGUCAAAGAAGAAACUGUUUCCCCCGAACAACCAAUAUUUAUCGUUAAAGAACUACCUGAACAAGUUUUCGAGUCUACUAUUAUCGAAAAAGGUAUUAGAAAAAGGAAGACCGAUAAGAAGCGCAUCAUUAAAACACAAAAAGAUGAUAGAGUUGAGGUUGCAGAAAUAUUAACCACUGAAAUUGAAGGUAAAAAACCUGAGACUGUAAUGACAGUUAAAGAAAUAAAAGCUCCUAAGGAAAUCUCAACCGAGGAAGAGAAAUUCACGGUAGAAGAACUACCUAUUCAGAUUCAAGAAACUGUUAUAGUAGACGGAAAAGUGCAAAAGAAAAAACUAGUGAAAAAGCGGACAUUAAAGAAAAUACAGGAUGGCAAAGAAGUUACUACUGAAAUCGUAACUUUAGAAGAGACCGGCAAAGAACCCCAGACAUCAAUAUUUAUAUCCGAAGAAAUUUUACCAGUGGAAGAAAAACUUAAAGAACCUUUAAGAAUUGAAGAGCUACCAGAGCAAGUAGUAGAAACUACUAUUGUUGAUCAUGGCGUUAUUAAAAAGCAAGUUACGAAAAAACGAGUAAUUAAGAAAAAGAAAGAAGGAAAAGAGGAAAUUACUGAAAUUCUCACAGUUGAAGUAGAGGGUAAGGAACCUCAGACUGCCGUUAGUGUUGAAGAAAAAGAAGCUCCAAAAGAAGAUUUGCCUUGGACUGAACAAGUAAAGUUAAAACCAACUAAAAAAAUGACUAAACCUAAAGAACUAGAAAAACUAGAGGAUAUUCAGCUUAAGCCAAUAAAGCACAUUAAACCUUUAGUUGAAGAAGGUAUUGUUAGAAUUGAGGAACUACCAAAAGAAGUCUGCGAAACCACCAUAAUUGAAGAAGGCAUUCCAAGAAAAAGAAAAACGGAAAAAAGAGUUAUUAAGAAAAAGAAAGGUGACAGGGAAGAAACAACAGAAAUUUUGGAUAUCACUGAAGAAGGAAAAGCUCCUGAAACUACUGUAGUGGUAAGAGAAGAAACUGCUGCCACCGAGCAACCAAUAUUUAUAGUUAGAGAACUACCGGAACAAGUCUUUGAGUCUACUAUUAUUGAAAAAGGCACCAGAAAAAAGAAGAUCGAUAAAAAGCGCAUCAUUAAAACUCAAAAAGGUGAUAGAGUUGAGAUUGCUGAAAUUUUAACUUCUGAAAUUGAAGGCAAAGAGCCGGAGACUAUAAUGACAGUUCAAGAAAUUGAGGUUCCUACAGAAAUACCAACAGAAGAAGAGGAGUUUGUGGUAGAAGAGCUACCUAUUCAGAUUCAAGAAACUGUUACAGUGAGUAAAGGAGUGCAAAAGAACAAAAUCGUGAAAAAGCGAACAUUAAAGAAAAAACAGGAUGGCAAAGAAGUUACUACUGAAAUCGUAACUUUAGAGGAGACUGGCAAAAAACCCCAAACGUCAAUAGUUAUUUCCGAAAAAAUUUUACCUGUGGAAGCGAAAGUUAAAGAAUCUUCACUUAUUGAAGAGCUACCAGAACAAGUAGAAGAAUCUACUAUUGUUGAUCAUGGGGUUACUAAAAAGCAAGUCACGAAAAAGCGAGUGAUUAAGAAAAAGAAGGGAGAUAAAGAAGAAACUACCGAAAUUCUGACAGUUGAAAUAGAGGGCAGGGAACCUCAAAUGGCCGUUAUCGUUAAAGAAAAAGAAGCUCCAAAAACAGAUUUGCCUUGGACUGAACAAGUUAAGUUAAAACCAAUCCAAAAAAUAGCUAAACCUCAAGAAGUAGAAAAAUUAGAGGAAAUUCAGCUCAGGCCAACAAAGCGCGUUGAGUCUUCUGGUGAUGAAGGUAUCGCUACUAUCGAGGAACUACCGAAAGAGGUUUGUGAAACCACCAUAAUUGAAAAAGGCGUUCCUAAAAAGAAGAAAAUGGAGAAAAGAAUCAUCAAGAAAAAGAAGGAUGACAGAGAAGAAACAACAGAGAUUUUAGCUAUCACUGAAGAAGGAAAAGCUCCUGAAACAACUGUAGUUGUCACAGAAGAAACUGCCCCCUCCGACCAGCCAAUAUUUGUAGUUAGAGAACUACCCGAAGAAGUCUUCGAGUCUACUAUUGUAGAAAGAGGUGUAAGCAAAAAGAAAAUCGAUAAAAGACGUGUCUUUAAGACUCAAAAAGGCAAUAAAGUUGAGGUUACUGAAAUUGUAACCACUGAAAUUGAAGGCAAAAAGCCCGAGACUGUUAUGACAGUUCAAGAGAUAGAGGCGCCUAAAGAAUUUCCAACAGAACAACAAGAAUUUGUGGUAGAAGAACUACCUAUCCAGAUUCAAGAAACAGUUAUAGUCGAUAGAGGAGUAGAAAAGAAAAAGGUGAUGAAAAAGCGAACCUUAAAGAAAAAACAGGAUGGUAAAGAAAUUACUACUGAGAUCGUUACCCUUGCGGAAACUGGCAAAGAACCCCAAACAACAGUAGUUACUUCUGAAGAACUCAUACCAGAGGAAGGAGAAGUUAAAGAACUUUUAACAAUUGAAGAACUACCAGAGCAAGUAGAAGAAACUAGUGUUAUUGAUCAUGGUGUUAUUAAGAAGCAAAUCACGAAAAGACGAACAAUUAAGAAAAUGAAAGGAGGCAAAGAAGAAACUACACAAGUUCUCUCAGUUGAAGUAGAAGGCCAGGCACCACAGACUGCCGUUUCUGUUAAAGAGAAAGAGCUUCCAAAAGAAGAUGUGCCGUGGACUAAACAAGUCUCAUUAAAACCGACUAAAAAAGUAACUAAGCCUCAAGAAGUAGACAAAAUAGAAACAAUUCAAUUAAAGCCAAUAAAGCGCGUGAAACCUCUUGAAGAAGAAGGUAUCGUUACGAUUGAAGAACUACCAAAAGAGGUUUACGAAACUACGACAAUUAAAAAAGGUGUUCCUAAAAAAACAAAAGUCGAAAAAAGAGUUAUUAAGAAAAAGAAAGGCGACAAAGAAGAAACAACAGAAAUUUUGGCUGUCACUGAAGAAGGAAAAGCUCCUGAAACUACUGUAGUUGUCAGAGAAGAAACUGCUCCCUCCGACCAGCCAAUAUUUGUAGUUAGAGAACUACCUGAGGAAGUUUUCGAGUCUACUAUUGUCGAAAGAGGUGUAAGUAAGAAGAAAACUGAUAAAAGAAGAGUCAUUAAGACUCAAAAAGGCAAUAAAGUUGAAAUAACCGAAAUUUUAACCAGUGAAAUUGAAGGCAAAAAGCCUGAGACUGUUAUGACAGUUCAAGAGGUAGAGGCACCUAAAGAAAUUACAGCAGAACAACAAGAAUUUGUAGUUGAAGAACUACCUAUCCAGAUUCAAGAAACAGUUAUAGUUGAUAGGGGAGUAGAAAGGAAACAGGUACUGAAAAAGCGAACCUUAAAGAAAAAACAGGAUGGUAAAGAAAUUACUACUGAGAUCGUAACCCUUGAGGAAACUGGCAAAGAACCCCAAACAACAGUAGUUACUUCUGAAGAACUCAUACCAGAGGAAGGAGAAGUUAAAGAACCUUUAACAAUUGAAGAACUACCAGAGCAAGUAGAAGAAAGUAGUGUUAUUGAUCAUGGUGUUAUUAAGAAGCAAAUCACGAAAAGACGAACAAUUAAGAAAAUGAAAGGAGGAAAAGAAGAAACUACACAAAUUCUCUCAGUUGAAGUAGAAGGCCAGGCACCACAGACUGCCGUUUCUGUUGAAGAGAAAGAGCUUCCAAAAGAAGAUGUGCCAUGGACUAAACAAGUCUCAUUAAAACCGACUAAAAAAGUAACGAAGCCUCAAGAAGUAGAAAAAAUAGAAACCAUUCAAUUGAAGCCAAUAAAGCGCGUGAAACCUCUUGAAGAAGAAGGUAUCGUUACGAUUGAAGAACUACCAAAAGAGGUUUACGAAACUACGAUAAUUGAAAAAGGUGUUCCUAAAAAAACAAAAGUCGAAAAAAGAGUAAUUAAGAAAAAGAAAGGUGACAAAGAAGAAACGACAGAAAUUUUGGAUGUCACUGAAGAAGGAAAAGCUCCUGAAACUACUGUAGUUGUCAGAGAAGAAACUGCUCCCACCGACCAGCCAAUAUUUGUAGUUAGAGAACUACCUGAGGAAGUCUUCGAGUCUACUAUUGUCGAAAGAGGUGUAAGUAAGAAGAAAACUGAUAAAAGACGAGUCAUUAAGACACAAAAAGGUAAUAAAGUUGAGAUCACUGAAAUUUUAACCACUGAAAUUGAAGGCAAAAAGCCUGAGACUGUUAUGACAAUUCAAGAGAUAGAGGCUCCUAAGGAAAUUGCAACAAAAGAAGAAGAAUUUUUAGUAGAAGAAUUACCUAUAGAGAUUCAAGAAACUGUUACAGUCGAUAGGGGAGUACAAAAGAAAAAGGUUGUGAAAAAGCGAACUUUAAAGAAGAAACAGGACGGUAAAGAAGUUACUACUGAGAUCGUAACUCUUGAAGAGACUGGCAAGGAACCACAAACAUCGGUAGUCAUUUUUGAAGAAGAUUUACCCGCAGAACAAGAUGUUAAAGAUGUUUUGAUAAUUGAAGAGCUUCCAGAGAAAGUAGAAGAAAGUACUAUUGUAGAUCAUGGUGUUAUUAAAAAGCAAGUCAUAAAAAGACGUGUGAUUAAGAAAAAGAAAGGAGACAAAGAAGAAAAUACAGAAAUUUGUACAGUUGAAGUAGAAGGGAGGGAACCACAGACAGCCGUUACUGUUGAGGAAAAAGAAGGUCCUAAAGAAAUUUCACCCUGGGGUGAGCAAAUAAAAUUAAAGCCAACUCAAAAAGUAACUAAGGCACAAGUUGAGAAACUAGACGACUUUAAGCUUAAGCCAAUAAAGCGAGUUCCAUCUGAAGAGGAAGACAUUGUGACCAUUGAAGAACUACCAAUGGAAGUUUGUGAGACUACUAUCAUAGAAAAAGGGGUUCCCAAGAAGAGAAAAGUGGAAAAGAGGAUUAUUAAGAAAAAGAAGGGUAGCAAAGAGGAAACGACAGAAAUUAUCGCUUUUAUGGAAGAAGGAAAAGCUCCCCAAACCACUGUAACGGUGAAAGAAGAGACUACUCCUUCCGAACAGCCUAUAUUUGUUGUUAAAGAAUUGCCUGAGCAAGUCUUUGAGUCAACUAUUGUCGAGGAAGGUGUAAGGAAAAAGAAAAUUGAGAAAAAACGAGUUAUUAAGACUCAGAAAGGUGAUAAAGUUGAGAUUGCUGAAAUUUCAUGCAUAGAUGUUGAAGGCAAAAAGCCGGAAACUAUCAUGAUAGUUCGAGAGUUCGAGGUUUCCGUAGAAACUCCAACAGAAGAAGAAGAAAAGUAUGUAGUUGAGGAAUUACCCGUUCAGAUUCAAGAAACUGUUCUGGUAGAUAAAGGAGUGGAGAAGAAAAAAACUAUUAAAAAGAGAACGUUGAAGAAAAAGCACGACGGAAAAGAAUUUACCACUGAAAUAAUGACUGUUGAGGAGACUGGCAAGGCACCACAAACUUCGAUAGUUGUAUUUGAAGAACCCUUGCCGCUAGAAAAAGAAAUACAAGAAAUUCCUAUAAUUGAAGAAUUACCAGAACAAGUCGAAGAAGCAACUAUUGUAGACCAAGGUGUCACUAAAAAGCAAGUUACUAAAAAGCGCACCAUUAGGAAGAAAAAAGGAGAUAAAGAAGAAACAAUGGAAAUUCUUACUGUAGAAGUUGAAGGAAAGAAACCAGAAACUGCGAUUACUAUUGAGGAGCAGGAACGGCAAAAGGAUAUUUUACCUUGGACAGAACAAGUAAAGUUAAAGCGACCUAAAAAAGUAACAAAGACCCAAGUCAGUGAAAAGUUAGAGCAUGUACAUCUAAAACCAAUAAAGCAGGAUCAACCUGUAGAAGAAGAACGUACAGUCGUCAUAGAAGAAUUACCAAUGGAAAUUUAUGAAACCACUAUAAUAAAAGAAGGUGUACCAAAAACAAAAAAGCAAAAGAAACGAGUAAUAAAGAAAAAGGUAGACGAUAGGGAAGAAACAACUGAAAUUAUAACAAUUGAAGAGGAAGGUAAGAUUCCUCAAACUACGAUUGUUACAAAUGAAGUACCAGCUAUUGCAGAAGAACCCAUAUUUAUUGUACACGAAUUACCCGAGCAAAUUCUGGAGUCUUCUAUAAUUGAAAAAGGCCAGAGACAUAAGAAAGUAGAAAAAAGGCGAGUAAUUAAGACACAGAAAGGAAAUAGGCAGGAAGUUACUGAAAUUGUUACCACUGAGAAAGAUGGCAGUCCUGCUGAAACAACAGUAACAGUUAAAGAAGUAACUGCUCCCAUUGAAAAAUCUCUUGAACAAGAACAAGUACUUAUUGAGGAACUACCAACAGAAAUUAAUGAAACAGUUAUUAUUGAGCAAGGCAUACCAAAGAAGGUGCUUAAAAAGAAAAGAACUUUGAAAAAGCGUAAGAAAGAUAAAGAUGAGAUCACCGAAAUAGUAACAAUUGAAGAAGAAGGUAAAAAGCCAGAAAGUUUUGUAACAGUUUUUGAGGAAACAACACCUUUGGAGCCUUCUACUAUCACAAUAGAAGAACUUCCUGAAGAAAUUGAAGAAAAAUCGGUUACUGAACAUGGUAUAACUAAAAAACAACUUGUUAAAAGAAGAGUUAUUAAAAAAACCGAAGGGAACAAAGAUGAAAUUAUCAAAAUUGUUUCAUUGGAAGAAGUUGGAAAAUUGCCACAAACUUCCGUUACAAUAAUUAGUGAUAUUGAUGAAAACCUUCAACCGAAAAAGAAACCAAAACAGAAAAAACCUAAAAAAGAAGAAAAACCAGAAGAAACCAUGGUAACUUCGGAAGGUUAUCUAUUUGUUCCUUUAAUAGAAGAAAGCAAAGAGACUGAACCAGAAGAAAUUCUAGAUUUACUAGAAAUAGAGUUAAUAAAAAUGCGAUUGUCCAGAGACCUUCCAGAGCACCAAGUUAAUGAAGAAAUUGCAAAAUAUAUUGAAAUCCUAAAAGCUAAGCGAAAGAAAGAGAAAGAAGAAAGUUUAAAAAAGCAAAAACCUGAUGAAGCUGUCGAAUUUAAAGUGGAAGAGUUACCAGUUGAAAUCAAGGAAACAACAGUAGUGGAUGAAACGGGAAAAACCAAAAAGAAAACUGAACAAAAGCGCAUUAUUAAAAAAAGAAAUGGUGAUAAAGAACUCAGAACUGAAAUAGUAACAAUCCAGGAAGAUGACAAGUCACCAGAAGUCUUGGUAACUGAGAAAGAACAUAUUUUAGCAGAUAAUGAUGCUCCAACAUAUUUUGUAAUAGAAGUUCCUGAACACAUACAAGAAACAAUAGUAAUUGAUGAUGGAAAGCCUAAGAAGAAAGUCACUAAAACAAGAAAAAUAGUCAAACAGGAUGGUGACAAAAAGGAAGUUACGCACAUAGUUACGGAAGAAACUGAGGGUGAUCAACCGCAAACAGCUUUGUUUGUAGAGGAAAUCGAAAACAUUGAAAAGUAUCUAGAGCAACCGGAGUAUAUAGUUCAAGAAAUGCCUCUCGAGAUAGAAGAAACAAUUGUUAUGGAUGAAGGAAUACCAAAAAAGAAAAUUGUCAAAAAACGCAAGAUUAAAAAACAAAAGGGUGAUAGAGAGGAAACUACAGAAAUCGUUAGUAUAGAGGAAGAUAAUAAGAAACCGGAAGUUUUUGUAACUGUUUCAGAAUCAGUUACGUCAGAACAGGAGAAACCUAAAUCACUAGUUGAAGAGCUUCCAGAAGAAAUUGAGCAUACUACAGUUAUGGAGGACGGUAAACCUAAGAGAAAAACAAUUAAAAAGAGGAAACUAAAAAAGAAAGAAGGUGAUCAAGAAGAAAUAACAGAAAUAGUUACAGUGGAAGAGGAAGGUAAGAGACCAGAGGUAUCUGUAUCAGUGAUAACGGAAACGGUGACUGAAGUGGAAGACACGAUUGUUUACAAAAUUGACAAAGAUGACCAAAAACCAAAGAAAAUGAAAUCAGUACAUGUAACAGGAAAAAUUGAGGAACCAAUAACUUUGGAUACAAUAUCUUUAAAACCAGUACAGAGACCAGAGGUGGUGAAGAAGUCAGAAGAACAAAGCUUUGCCCUUCCCGAAUUGGUCAAAUUGAAACCAGUUAAGGAGAUUGAAAAAGAAACAACACCAGAAGGUUUAGAACAAGUUAUAUUAAAGAAUGUUGAAAAACCUGAGUUAAUAGAAGCCACGGUUCAUGAACCAAAGAAAAAAUUAAAGAAAAAGAAAAAAGAAGAAAUUGAUCUUCCAGAAAUACCAGAUGCAGAGGAAUAUAUUCCAGAGAUUGCAGAAAAAUUCGACUUAGAAGAUAAACCAAAAACAGAAGAAAAACCUGAGACAGCUCCUUGGAGAAAACAACCGAAGCCUAAGCAAAUACAAGAUGUAGAGGAAAAACUUGGUCUAAAAAUUGGAAAGGGUAAAAUGCCUCAGCAUGAGGAACUUGUAGAGAAGCCUGUCCUUAAGCCUGUGAAACGAGAUAAAGAGCUAAUAUUAGAUUCGAAGAUUAAAACUGAGCAAAUUCAGCUGCGAGAAGGUGAGACGAAACCAGCAGAACUAGAUGAAGGUACAUUUGUUAGUAAACCAAAAUCAUUUAAUGAAUAUCCUACAACAGAUGAAGAUUAUGUUGUAGAACUUACGCCAAAAGUGGUUUUAGAAGAAGUGCAUGCCCCUGAUGAAACAGCGCCUUGGAGACGUAAGCCAAAAGUUAAGCCUGAGACUGAAGUAGAAGAGAAAUCUUGGCCAACGGGUAAAAGAAAGCCUCUGCCUAAAGAAGAACAGGAAGAUAUUAAACUAAAGCCAAUUUCGAAAGAAACACCUUCUGAACCGGAAUUUAAAGUUACCUUGGAGGAUAUCAAGCAAGAAACCGCUUUUAUUGUUCCUGAUAAAGCUCCAGAAGGAGAGCUUAAACUAAGACCAAAAGAAUCUGCCAGUGAAGAAGAGGCAGAGGAAAUAAUUAAAAAAGAUAUUAAAAAACAAAGAAAGGGUAAAAAAUCUGAACUAGAAAUAGAAGAACCUGCUUCAACUGAAUUAGAAACUGUGUUACUAAAACCAGUGAAGAAAUUAGAAAUACCCAGUAAACCAGCAGAAAAAUCAUUCGAUUUGCCAGAGUUAGUAAGACUAAAGCCUGCCAGGGAAAUUGAAAAUGUGGAAGCACCUGAAGAAGUAGAGCAUGUUUUGUUAAAGAAGGUUGAAAAACCUGACCUUAUUCAAGCCAUAGUUACUGAACCAAAGAAAAAAUUAAAGAAAAAGAAAAAAGAGGAAAUUAACCUUCCGGAAAUUCCCGAUGCUGAAGAGUAUAUUCCAGAAAUAGCCGAGAAAUUUGAACUAGAGAUAAAACCAAAAAGCGAAGAAAAACCCCAAGUUGCUCCUUGGAGGAAACAAGAAAAACCAAAGUCACCGCAGGUAAUUGAAGAAAUGCCUGGUUUAAAAAUCGGAAAAGGAAAAAUUCCUCAGCAUGAAGAGUUAGAAGAAAAACCAACACUUAAACCUGUUAAACGAGAUAAAAAAACAGAAGAAGUAUCUGUGGUAAAAUCUGAACAAAUGUUACUACCGGAAGAUGAAGCAAAAAUUAAAGAGAUAAAAGAGGAUUCGUUUAUCUCUACACCGCAGCCUAUUAAGGAAUAUAGCAGACCAGAUGAUGAUUCUCUAAUAGAACUUAAACCCACUGAAAUUCUGGAAGAAGAACGUAGUUUAGAAACAACCCCGUCAUGGAGACGCAAACCUAAAGUUAAACCUGAAACCGAACUACAGGAAAAAACUUGGCCACGAGGUAAAAGAAAACCUUUGCCAGAAGAAGAAAGGGAAGACAUUAAGCUUAAGCCUAUUUCCAAGGAGAAACCAGUUGAUGCGAUAUUUGUUGUUCAUACUGAAAAUGUUAAACAAGACUCUGCAACUAUUAUUCCAGAUAAAACUCCUGAAGGCGAGCUAGAUUUACCAACAAAAGAGCCUAAGUUACAAGAGAAAAUAGAAGUAAUUACAAAAAUAACUAAAAAGCGCAGAAAGCCUAAGCCAGGUGAGAAACCCGAAGAAGAAACUCCAGAACUAGUCUUAACUAAACUAGAAGAGAUCGAGAAGAGUCCAUCCUUGCCGGAAGUAUCUGAAACCCAGAUUACCCUUAAAACGAAACCUAAAUUGGAGGAUGAAGUACUUCCUAUUAAAGAACCUCAGCAGGAAGAGAAAGAAGAAAUUGAAUUCCGUAAAGACAUGGAUGUGCAAAUUAUAUCAAAGAAGAUCAAGCCAAAGAAACCGAAAACAAUUCAUUUUGAAGAUGGACAGCCUUUGCCUGAACUGGAAAUAAUUACUCAAAAACGAACAACUGAAGUUACGGAAAAAGUUCCAGAAGAAGAUCUUAAAGAAAAAACAAUAAUUCACGAAGAAACAUCCGUUCAAACUUCGACUAUACAAAAAAAUCUUAGACGUGUAAAAACAAAAACAGUCGCUCCAAGAUUCACAAAGAGUGUGAAACCGAUCGCUGUAGAAGAAGGAAAGCCAACCACUUUAGUAUGUGAAGUAGAGGGCACUCCUUUCCCUGAAAUAACUUGGUAUAAAAACGAGGCCAUAUUUUAUGGUAACGAACGUGUUACUCUUAACGUAACUGAAAACGUAGUCACUUUAGAAUUCGCUAAGGCAGAACCACAAGAUGCAGCAGUUUAUUCAUGUAAAGCUACCAACUCCGCCGGUGCAGCUACUUCUACAGCAAACAUUGUCAUACUAGAAAAAGAAGAACAGGGCGUCGCUCCUAAAUUUAUUAAACCUCUAAAACCAACCAUAACAGAUAACAAAUCCAAGGCCGUUUUAAAGGCUGUAGUUACUGGACAACCUAUGCCGCUUGUCAAAUGGUUUAAAGAGGAAAAAGAACUAGUAAAUACCCCGGAAGAAAUAAUAAAAUAUUCUCCUGACACUGGUGAAACAACGUUAGAAAUAAUAAAACCAACCUCUGAAAAUGAAAAAAUUUAUAAAGUUGUAGCAGAAAAUAAGUUUGGUACAGCUAUUUGCAGAGCAAAUCUGGUAAUUUGCCAACCUGCUGAGUCCCAACAGCCACUUAUUUUGGAAGCCCCGAAAAUUAUUAAACCAAUUACAUCGGUUACUGCCAAACCUUCCGAGGAAGUGGUCCUUGAAGCUGUUAUUGAAGGAACUAAGCCAGAUAUUAAAUGGUAUCGAAAUGGUAAAGAAAUUACUUCUGACGAUAAAUACGACAUAAUUCAAAUCGAUAAAACUAGCAAACUUGUGAUAAAAAAACACGUUCUCAAAAAACAAAAAGCUGGAAAGUACGAGGUGCGUGCCACCAAUACUAAAGGUGAAGCUAAAUCUGGUAGCACUGUUGUAAUUACUGAAGAAGUAACUGAAGCUAGGGCUCCACGAUGGAUCAAACCUAUCAAACCCCAAAUUGUGGAAGCUGGAGAAGUCGUGAUAUUGGAAACAAGUGUCGAAGCAUAUCCAACAGCAACCUUCCAGUGGUAUAUUAAAGAUGAGCCUGUAGUAUCCAGUCCAGAAACCAGAAUAGUUACCAAAGACAAUAAAUCUUCUUUAAUAAUUAGUGAUUGCAAGCCCAUGUAUCAUGGGCCAAUAACAUGCAGGGCAGAAAAUGUUGCUGGAUCAGUAACCCAUACUACAAGCGUAAAUGUAGUAGAAGAGACCACUUGGGAAGAACCGGAAGAGCUGGUUUAUCCUAGAUUUAUUAAACCGCUUUUGCCAACAAUUGUUAUGGAUGGUGAAAAAGUAUCAUUUGAAUGUGUGGUGGUGGGUAAACCAACCCCAAAAAUUCAAUGGUACCAUAAUAAUAAACCUCUUCGUGAGACCCAAGAUAUUAUCCUUUCUCAAGACAAUGAGGGCAUUUGUAACCUUGAUAUAAGCGAAGCGUUUCCUGAAAAUGCUGGCGAAUAUACUUGCAGGGCUGUUAACAAGAUCGGCGAAGCAGUGUGUAAAGCAACCCUUGUUGUCGAGCCUUAUGAAUACGUUCCAGAUUCCGAACUCGGACAUUUGACCGGUUCUGAGGAGGAUCUUUUAGACGAAAAAACUAUUAGUGAAGGUCCUAUAACAUCUGACGAAGAAGAUUUUGCUCCCAGGAUCAUUAAAAAAUUGCCGGAAGUUAUCGAGACUAAGGAUGGACAUGUUUCUAGGUUGGAGGUUAAGGUUAAAGGUAAGCCAAAGCCAGAAGGUAAAUGGCUUAAACAAGGAGAAGAAAUAUUUCCCUCCAACGAAUUUAUUAUUGAGAAUUUUGAAGAUGGUACUUCUGUAUUAACUCUUCCUGAAACAUAUCCGGAUGAUGUUGGAGAAAUUGUAUACGAAGCCAAAAAUCCCUUGGGUGUUGCCACCACUUCAACCAAUUUACUCGUGGAGAGCAUAGAAGGUAUAGUAGGAACUAAACUAUAUCGUAAACCCGAAUGGGUAACACAGAUGGAAGAAUUACAAUCGGCUUUGAAAGCCGUCCAAGCAGUUCCAAACUUUGUCAAAGAAAUUACAGAUAUUCGAACAACUGAGGCUGAAACAAUAACAUUUGAAUGCAUCUUCACAGGAACACCUAAACCAGAAAUUACAUGGUAUUACAAUAACAACCCACUAAGAAAUUCAAAACAUGUAAAGAUCCGCAUAGAGGAAAAUAAAACAUCAUGCACCAUUACUGAAGUAUCAAAAGAACAUAUAGGCCUAUAUGUGUGUAAGGCUAUUAGUGAAAUUGGUGAAGCCACAACCAAAGGGCAACUGUUUGUCCAAGAAAUACCUGAACAAGCCAAAAAAGAGAUAUUAUUAAAACGAGCCAAAGAAGAGGAAGAGAAGAUCAAAAAAGAAAAGGUCACCCUUGAGAAGAAACGCCUGCUAAGAAAGAAACAGCGGGCAUCAAUUACCACAGAAGAAGAAACAAAGCCACUUGAUAUUACAGAAGUUCAACCAGUCGAAGGAGUUGAAGGCAUCGAGAUGCCUACUAUUGAAAAGGUUCAAGCCAAGCCUUUGUUAGAUAUACAGGAAUCUGUAAAGACAGAGGCAAUAGCUUCUUGCAAGAAAAUCGACGAAAAAGAAACAGAUGUUCCUGUUGAAAAAUUAACAGAAAAGCUUUCCCCAGUCGAACCUUUACGCAUUGAUGAAGUCCUCGCCGAAGAAGUAUUAAAAGAUAUUGAAAAGCUACGUCCAACUAAAGACAGGGCAAUUCCAUCUACCCAAGAAGGAGUAAAUGAACGUGUUAGCAUCACCGAAGUAAAACUCGAACAAAUUAUUGAACGUUGCGAGACCAUUAUAAGACAAAGCGAACUUAAGAUGGCUAAUGAAGUAAUGUAUAUGCUCGAACUUAUAAAUGCAAAGGAAUUUGGACCGGGAGAGUCACCGUUACGAGAAAUUGCUGAAAUUGUUUAUCUUUUGAAAAAUGGCAUUACCGUGAAAGAAAUUACAGUUUUAUAUGACGACAACAAAUUCCCAUCGCUUAAAUCUCCUGAAGCUCAAUCUGCAAUGGUAAAUGUAGUUGAACGAAAAGGUCACAGUCCAUUAAUUUCCGAAGUAUUAACUGAGGAAACUACUAUUGAUGAGAGUCAACUAGCAGCUACAGUUGGGUUUAGAGCUUUAAUGAAAAUGGUAGAAGCCAACUAUGUAACUGUGGAAGAAAUUCUUACCAACUUUAUACCCGAAGAUUUUGUACAACGGGCUUGGGAAACAACAGAAGUUCUUGAGACUACAACAAAGGAAAUGAUAGAGAAGGUUACUAUUGGACAGAAAAUUGAAAUUCAUCAAGAUGUAACCCAAAUUACAAAGAAAAAAUCUAAAAAGAAGGAAGAUAGAGAAGAAUCUAUCGAGAUCGAAGACGUUACCGAGCGUUCUAUGGAAGGUGACAAAGAUUUACAAUCAAAAAAACAAUCUACUGACAUUACCGAGAUCGUUGAAGAAGAACGAAGAAAACGAAAAAUUCAUAAAAAGAAAUCUGCUCAAAAAACUGUUGUCGCACAAAAAAGUACUGAAGAAUAUAUCGUAGAGAAUGAGGAUGUUGAUAUUAUAAAACCUUUUGAAAUAAGCCCACAAUCUGAGGUGCCAUUUAACACAGUAUCAUCGUUAGCUGAGGCUACUGAUGUUACUGGUCUAGCUUAUACCGACCAAAGUCUUAAUAAAGUAAAAGCCACCCAAGAAAUUUUAGCUUUAAAUGCAAUUUCUCAAGAGCAGCCCUUAACACAGGAAUCUGAGGAACUAGCCAAAGAGUUUUCUGCUUUGAAAGCUAAUGCUACCUCAAAGCUUGAUGAGUUGGAAGCUUAUCAGGUUUUGGACAGCAAUCCCCAAAUUACUUCUGGUGAAUUUGAUUCUGUUUUCGAACCCAAUUCAUUCAAAGCUCAAAAAACUGUAGAGCAAUCGCAAAGCCUUUUAAUAGAACAAACCCAGUUGGGUGAAAUCCCUGAUUUACUUAAAAUUAAGAAGGUUGAUAAAGAUAUUGCUCAACUUAGUAUUAUUCCGCAAAUGACUCCUACUAUGGAAGAGGUUAAACCAGAAGAUAAAGAAGACACGUUCAAACCAUUAGAGUAUGAACAGCAAACCCCGCUUCAAACACAGAUACCAAGAGAACUAGCCGAAAUUUCUGCAUUAAGUCAAGUAGUAGAGACCAACACGUUUAUGGACAAGGCUGAAGCUAUUAUAAGUAUUUUACCACAUAGCAGCAUUUUACAAGAAAAUAUUAUCAGUGAAGAAAAAGAAUAUAAUCGCGAACAUGUGUCUGAUGUAGUUCUAACUCAAGCUGCCUCAAAGCUUGAUGAGAGGGAAGCCUACGAAACCACUGAGCAUAACAUUCAAAAUCAAACCUCAGAAUAUUCUGGAACUUUUAAGCCUACCCAUUCCGAAGCAACUUAUAGCAUUACUCCUUCUGAAAGUAUUGAGGUCAGAGAAGUUAAUUUGGGUGAUUUCUCAAGUACCUUAGCCGAACACAAGCAAAUAGAAGAAAAGGCGGAUUUAUCUUUUAUACCUCAGACAGCUACCAACAUAUCGCAGGUAAAUAUAUCUGAUAAAGAAAGUGAUUUAACAGAUGUAAUGAAAAUUCCGAAAGGAGUUGAAGCUAGCAGGUCAUUUACAUUACAAGAAGGAGUUUUUGUUGAAGAAGUUCAACAAGCACUAGCAGAAGGAAAGGUCGAAAUUUCUAAACCCAUAGGUGUUAAGCCAAAAAUAAAUAUUGAUUCAAAUGAAAGCUUGAUUAUUAAAGAAGUGCUUACAGCAGAAAAACAAGGAAAAUACUUGCCACAAUCAUUUGUUGCUACAGAAAUGGCUUCUCAAAAUAUAAUCCCACAAAAAUCUAUUAUAGAAACUCAUGUUCAUGCCCCUGAACUUGAAGGGCAAUAUCAAAGCGAAAAUCUUCCUCCUAGUUUUACCGCCAGAGAAACCAUACCAGCAAGCGAAAGCAUUCUUGUCUCUGAAAUUUGUAGCAGCGAUAAAGAAAAUAUGUUUAAAACCGAAUCGCAACCAGAAAGUGAAAGUGCGCAAGAACAACUAUUGACUUUUGAAGGCGUUCUUGUUAGUGUUAUAGACAGUCAGAUGCCUCAUGGUGAUUUAAAAGAAGAGGCAGAAUUAGAAAAGUAUACUGCACAAGUUGAUCUAUUACCGGUUACGGGAAUUCAAACCGAAACUACUACUGCAGCUGAGGCUGAAGAUGUUUUAAAACAGUUUCCUAUAGAUUCAAAAACUGCCCUACCAGUAUUUUCAUCUAUCGAGGUGGGCGAACAGAUAAUCGUUACUGCUCAAGAAACUGAAAAAGAUUUAACAGCUGAUCAUAAACCGACUACAGUUUUUGCAUCUUUAAAUGUUUCAACACAAGAGCCUCUAAUGAUCGAAGAAGUAAAAACAGAAGAUACUCCCCAAAAUUUUACAGACCAACUGAAAUACCAAACCGAAAAUGUGACCACUAGUAUUGAAAUAACGGAAGCUAAAAUAAUUACAGAAUUAAAUCUUGGUGAAAGAGAAUCCGAAUAUAUAAUUAGUCAACAAAAUGAAUACAGUGCAGAGGUUAAUUUAACUAGACCCGAAGAACAAGUUGUUAUCAGUCAGUCGCAGCUAAUGGAAAGCGAAAGUACACUUAUUCCUUUCGAAGCUCCUGAAGGGCAAAAGGGCAAGACAACCUCAGAACAUUUAUUAACAACUGGCGUAACUGCAAUAGUUACAGCUGAGGAUAGUUCAGAAAAAAUUGAAGAUAAAGCGAUAGAACAAGGUCGUGCAGACGUUAAUCAACAAGCGCUCUCGGAAACUAUAGUUUCUGAAAUCCUUGCUCUCGAUGGCAUAAACAAAAUUAUAAGUGAACAGCCUGACAAGAAAACUGCUACAGCCGAGAUAUUACCCCAGCAAGCCGUUAAUGUUACAGAAGUAUUAACAGAUGAUAAAGAAAAUAAUUUGGAAGAUUCCAAGCCAUUCCAAAGUCAAGCAACUAUUGAAAUUGAUAGUUCUCAAGUUGCUACAAACCUACUUAUAGAAUCACAUGUUGUACCAGAUAACUUGGAUUUAUUAAAACCACUGUAUGAACAGGCUACUGAAGAUCAGAAAGCUAUCGAACCCCUUUAUAUCUCGCAAUAUGAAACUGCUGAAAAAGAAUCUGACUAUGAGAUUAAAAAGCCAGACGAAAAGUUAGGUGUACUAAAUAUUACUGAGGGGCUGUCUAGCCAUCAUAUAGCUCAAAUUAUUUCUCAUGAAAAGGAAGAGGAAUAUAUACCAGGUGCUGAGCCAAUGCCGGGGAUGGCAGAGUAUAAUGUCACUACUCAAGAAGUUAUAUUAAAAACUGAACAUGAAACUGUUGUACAUGCAGAUAAUAUUGUUGAGGAAGAGACUCUUACUGGAAGAGCCAAGAAGUAUGCUAAGCCAUUUACUGAAUUGGUUGUUACUGAAACAAAUGUCACAGAUAUUGAGAAGUUUCUACCGGCAGAUAUUCAUCCUGAUUCCAAACAAGCAGGUAUAGAUAUACUUCCUGAUGAGGCAAUUUUAGUUACCGAAAUUGUUGAUUCGCAGAAAGAACGAAACAUAUCUAUUUCAGAUACUGAGACCGGUAUAGCUGAGAUAUUAUUUAAUAGACAGGAGGUUGCCAUUCAAGAAGAAACUAUUGCUCAAAAUGCACUGGACUACCUCAAACACCAAUUGCCUGAGGAGAAAUUAGCAAAUACCAAGCAAGAUAUGUUAAAUUAUAUUACUCAAACUGAAGUAUUUCUUGGUGAAAUAGAGGGAGAUCAAGAAGCAGAUAAACAACCCGAUAAUAAACAGGCAGAAAUAAUUUUUACGCAAAAUGAAAGCAAGAAUAUUACAGAAAUUUUAGCCGAUGAAAAAGAGUCAGAACUAGUUAAGGAUAUAAUCCCAGAAGCCUUGCAGGGCCAAACUAAUAUUUCAGCUCAUCAGGUGGCAAUUAAAGAAAAAGUGCAGUUUGACGAUUCAUACGACAAAUUUGAGGCUGCUGAUAGAAAAACUGAACUAGCUUAUUCAGAAAUAAAUCCUCAAGAACAUAUUACUACAAUGCAACCCAUUGUAACCGAACAAGAAGCUUCACUUAAACAAGACGAAAUUGCUCCUAAGACUUCUAGUGUAAACUAUGAAGAAGCAAUUCCUUUAAGUAUAACAUUGAUAACUCUAGCUCAGAAGGAAUCUGAAUUUAAAGAAGAUAAAGUUGGUUCUGACCAAGCCACUGAUAUAUUAAUGCUAAAGGAAAAUCUUGUCAUUAAUGAACCGGAGGUGCAUGAUACUGUAAAAGAAACAGAAGUAUUAACACCAACAACAUACAAGGCAACAGCUACUCACGUAGGGUACCAACCUCUAGUCAGCACAGAACUCAUUUUGGGUGAAAAAGAAUCCACAGUUGAAAAAUCAGUACUGCCUACGGAACAAAAAGCUGGCAUAGAAUUCGAGAGUAUAACUGUUCCCCAAGUAAUACAUAUAUUAUCUUCCGAAAAAGAGGAUGACUGCUUAGUUCCUGCUAUUGAUAGCAAGAUUGCUGAAGCAUCAUUAGACGCCCAGCCAGUGGUAGAAGUAAGUGAAGUAGCAAGUCAAGAUUUUCUUGCACCUGUCCAACCUGAUGUAAUAUUUAAAGUAAAUGCUAGCAUCGGGCAGACAGUGCUGGAAAGCAUAACUCAAAUGGAAGUUAUGACGCAAGAUAGCGAAACGUCUCUUGAUCGAGAAAUAUUUGAUUCAAAGGUUGCUGAAAUAGAUAUUUUCCCACAACACGGGCUUUCGGUGACCGAAACUGGCAUAUCUGAAUCUGAGGUUAAAUUUCCAGAAGCAGAAAAACCUACAGAGAAGAUUGCUAGUGUUCAAUUUGAUAUUACAUACGACGUGCCUACAAAAUCUGAGGUUAAUAUUAAUGAAAACGUUGCUACUUUCGACACAACUGCAGCUGUUGCGGCAGUUGCUGAUUCUGAAUUUACGCAAUUAACUUCUCUCACACAAACGGACGUGGUUACAUCUGAAAAAGAAGUCGUAGGAACCAAUAUUGCGGUUUAUGAUAAAAAGCAAGCCACCGUUCAAGUAGAUGAAAACUUAAGUAUUUUGGUAGAUGAAACACAUGUUUCCUAUAUGGAAAAGGAAUUGCUGAUUAAGGAACCUGAAAAAUCGUCAGCUGCGCAAAAAAUAUCAGAUACAAAUACUGUUGCCUUGCAAACAGAAAUAGAUAUUAAAGAUAAACUUGGAACUAUGGAUAAUAUAAUACCGGCGGAAUGCAUCGGUUCGAGCAGUAUUAUUCCAGUAAACAUUGUUAGUCAGUCAAAGCAAACUGCAAUAGAAAAAGAAACUGACUAUAUACCGGAUAGCAAGCCUUUGGCAUCUUCUGCAAAUAUCACCGUUUCCCCCACAGAGGGAAUAUUUACUGAGGAAACUGUUUUAGGUCAAAAAGAAAAGGAUGCUGAUUAUAAACUGCCGCAAGGCUUAUCUGCAACAUAUAACAUAGAUAUAUCAGGAACGGUAGCAGAACGUAAAACUACAGAUGUGUGUGACAGUACUGGCAUUCUAGAAAAACCUAUUGUAGAAACCCAACACGCUGAAAGUCUCAGAGAGGAAUCACAAGGUGUAAUAAUUAUUGAUAAUUCAGCUGAAGAAAAGGAGACACACUUCGAGGAUAAAAUGACACUAACUACAUCGAAAGUAGAUGUAAAAAUAGAGGAAGGUAGAGGCAAUGUCACAAUAUCGGAAUUACUAAUAGCUGAAAAAGAAGAUCUGCUUUCUAAGCAAGAAACGCCAAAUCAACAGAUAGCAAGCAUUACUUUAAGUACCAUAUCAGUUCCUCAGGUAACAGAUAUAAUUGCUAACGACAAUCUAUCCGACUCGUUAGAUUUCAAACCUGAUAAGUUAUUAGCAAAAGUUGCUCAGGCAGAGUCCUAUCAGGUUACCCAAGAAAAACCACUUGUUCACGAAAAAGAAGAUUCUUUUGAAUAUAAAUUCCCUGUAAAUCAAAAACAGGCUUUAAUUCAAAUUCAAGAAGGAAUAUCAGUGGAAGUUAAAGAAAUAGUAAGUGCUGAACGUGAAUCAGAAUUAGACAAAACGAUAGAAGUUACCACGGGUCUAGCACAACCAACAAUCUUAGGUAAUGUUUUAGCUCAGGUUUCAACAGUACAAACUUCAGAUCAAACUGGUAAAAUAGUAUCCGAUACACCCCAAAAAGUUCAAGCCACGGAGGAACAAAACACUUUAGAGCAUAUCAGUUUAACUGAAAAUCUUGUAUUUGAUGUUCAGGAAGAACAAAAACCGUUCGAAUUUGAAGCAAAGACCGCAGUCUCUGAAAUUGAUGAAGUUAAGUCUUUAAGUGUUUUACAAGUUACUCUCCAAGAUACAGUAAGUAAUAUAAACCAAGAAAAAAUCAUACAUGAAAUAGCUACACAACAAAUUGAUGAACUAGCAGCAAUUACUUCAAAAGAAGUUUUACCAAGUGAGACCAUAGGCGACUUCAAUGAAACUGCCAAUGAGACCCAAAUUAUAAAUAUUGUACAAGACACUUUAUCAAGCAUAAUUGGUUCGCAAAAUGUCGCUCAUGAAUUAGAACAAAUUCUUGAAGAUAAAUUAGCACCCGAAUUAAAACAAGCUUCUGUUACCCUGGAAGCAAUGGUAUCUAAAGAAAUAUCAGAAACGACUAUUCAAGAAAAGGAGCAACCGCUUAUAUCAUCUGCUCCUGCACAAAUACAAGAAGCAUCUGCUGAAACUGUUCUUGAAUUUAUUCCUUUACAAAACUCAGAGGUACAGACUAAUGAUAGUUUCACAGAAAUUGAUGAAAAAUCAACAAUACCAGUUUCAGCCAAUGUCACCCAAGAUUCACUUAUUCCCCUUACAACAUCCAUACAAAAGGCACAAGAAAGUGAAUGGCCACUGACUGUCCUUGACCAAAUACAGUCGGCAGCAACAAAAUCAAUUGUUCCCAACAAGCAUAUUAAUGUUACUGAAAUAUUAUCCCAAGAGCUUGAAGAAUCUUUUAAGGAUAUUAAACCAUCUGAAACUCGGGCUGAAAAAGUUAUUUCUGUUCAAGAGGCGGCAAAUGUGACAGAAGUUAAAAGCGAACAAAGCAUUGAUUCUUUAACUAUUGAAGAGCCUCAGACUCACAAAGCCUCUAAAGAAAAUAUUUUAUGUACUGCUGUAAAUGUAAGUCAAAAUGUGGCAGCAGAAAAAGAAGAAACAUAUGAUACUAAGAAACCUACACUUCAUAAUGAAGCCAGUAUUGAAUUAGAAAAGGCAGGUAAAACAGCCAGUGUUGCUGAAGUUUUGGUAAUUGAAAGUGAAAGCGAUAGAUGUACCGAACAAAUUAAACCAGAAAAAGCUGUAUGUGAUGUUAUCGAACAGAAUAUCGUGGAAGGCCAAUUGACCGAAGCUUAUGAAACUAUAGGUGAUUAUGGCAAAAAAAAACCGAUUACCUCUACCAUCCAACAAUGUUUAGAAAAACCGAAUGUUGUUGCCAGUGUAAUGGAAGUUAUUGAUAUACAUGCCGAGGCUGAUUUGACACCCGAAGUGCCGAGCACGGCAGAAGCUAAAUCAAUAGUUAAGGAGUUCGACACACUCCAAAAUUUGCAAGUAGAUUCUUAUGAAAAUAUAGGCCAAUACACUCAGCCACAAAGCCAUGAAAAAAGUCAUGCAACCCCAGUUUUGCAAGAUCUCUCAGCGAUUGCCAAUAUUACAGAAGUUUUGUCAUCACAGAAAGAAAGUGACCUAAUAGUAACUUUGCCUAAAGAGGAAAAGGUAACGCUUUCUGUCACUGACAAAACUGUGCCCGAAAAAGAAGUCAUGAAGGUUUAUGACAGCUUAGGUAAAGAUUUAAAGGAAGCCGUCCCGGAAUUUUCUACUGCCGAAAUCACCAUUGACAAAGCAUUUAAAGCGCCUAAUAUAACAAAGGUCGAAACUAUCGAAACUGAAGUUGAUUUGAGUACUAGUGAGCCUCUCGAAGACAAAGCUAUCAUUUCUGUUAUUGAUCAAUUGGGCAGCCAAUGCCAAGAUAUCCAAUCCUAUGAAAACAUAGGUGAUCAAAUAAAAGAGCAACAACCACUUACUGAAACUGCUAUGACAUCAUUAAGUGAUCUGAAUAACCCUAUUAGUAUAAUUGACCUGCAAACUCUUACAACAGAAUUAGAAAUGGAUCAACCUCAACAUUUAGAAAGUAGCGCAAAUAUAACAUUUACAGAACACUUUAAUAUCGAAGAACAACAAGUAAAAUCAUUAGAAGCUGUUGGAAAAGAGUUUCAAGAUAAGUUACCUUUAGAAGAAAAAGCGGAAUUAAAUAUUCAACAACCUGGAAAAGUAGGUACGAUUUCUGAAGUACGAACAACGCAAAGUGAGACUGAUAUUAUUGAAGAAGUUCCAAAUAAAUAUAAGGCAAGUGCGGGAUUCAUUGAGUUUGAGACUUCUGAAAAGCAGGACACAAAUGUUUUAGAUUCGGAAAAUAGACUAGUUUCUGAGGUCCCUGUAAUGACUGAAGCCAAAGUGGAUCUUGAAGAAGCAAGCAAGAUAGCCUCAGUGGUCGAAGUUUUAACCCAACAGCAUGAACAAGAUUUAAUGCAAGAAACACAAAAGAUAGAUACCGCGUCUGUAUCUGUAGAACCAUUUAAAUAUGUAGGAGAACAAGAAAUUAAAGUCUAUGAAAACACAGAAAAAAUUGAUAAAAGUGAGCAACCUAAGGAACAAAAAGCAACAACACAAAAAGAUUCCUUUGAAUAUUUAACUGAAACAACUAUAACAACCCAAGGUUUAACUGGAUCUUUAGAUAUUCAAAAACCAACAGAGAAAUCUGCUAAUAUGGAUAUAUUGACAAAGGAAAGUCUGAUAGUUACAGAAACUAUUACUCAAGGCAACUUGGGAACUGUUUUUAUAGGUUCUACAGCAAAAGAGACUACCACUACAGGUCAAAUUGAACACAAACCUUUGGUUAGUAGUGAAGAUAUACAACUAUUAGACUCUUUGGGCACUAUUAGUCCUGAACAUAUCAAAUCCUCUAAAGCACAAAGCGAAUAUUCCGAUACCAAACGAAGCGUUAUCGUUACUGAACAAACGAUCUCUGGUAAUGUAACACCACUUGAUCUCGAAACACCCAAUAAGAAGACAGUUAAAGUGGCUAUGACAGAUGUAACUCCCAGUCUGCAAAUACUUGAAGUUGACUUACACGAACACGAGGGCCUGUUGGAAGACAGCACCACACCACAAAUAACACACGUUAUUCCGUCAGAUGUAAAACAUGCUCGUAAGCACUCGGACGCUGAAGAAACCCAUGAAUACGUUACCAAAUUUUUAUCGACUCCAAACAGUGAUGAAUCGGCACAAGUUGUCACUAAACGGACUAUUAUAAAGAAAAAGCACAAAAAAGAUGGUGCAGGCGACAUGGUUAUAGAAGAAAUUAUAUCUGAGACUCAUCCUGAGCAUCAAGAACCACAUGGACCGAUAAUAGAAGAAAUCUCUGAUACUGAAACAACCUCUCAAGUCGGAGAUUAUACAGUAGAUGAAAUUGAAAGUGAAACAGAAUUAGCUCCAAAGCAUAGGGAAAGUGGUAAAAGGAAGAGCGAUACUGUAACAGUAAAAUUGGGUACAACUAGAAAGGGACAAUUUGACGACGACACGAUAUAUAUUGCUGAAGAAUUGUUAGAAGAGCCUCAGAAAGCCAGGGUUAUUGUUCUAGAACAAAUUAUUCCAGAAGAACUUGACUUUAUUAGCCGAGAAGAACUCCCAGAAGAAGAGACAACUAUCAUUCAAGGAGCAACAAAAAAGACCACUAUCAAGAAACGUGUAAUAAAGAAACAAAAAGAAGAUGAACAAGAAAAAACAGAAAUCGUUACAUUAGAGGAAGAAGGCAAAGAACCUUUACCAACUGUAACAGUUCAAGAAGAAAUUUCAGAAGAACCGGUAUUAACUGUCCAAGAACUGCCCGAACGAGUUCAAGAAACAACUGUUGUUGAAGAUGGAGUGACAAAGAGGAAAACAAUUAAGAAACGUGUAAUAAAGAAACAAAAAGGUGAUAAAAAAGAAACAACAGAAAUAGUUACACUGGAAGAAGAAGGUAAAAAACCUUUAACCACUGUUACGAUUCAAGAGGAAGAAAUGCCGGAAGAACCGGUAUUUACUGUCCAAGAACUGCCCGAACAAGUUCAAGAAACAACAGUUGUUGAAGAUGGAGUGACAAAGAAGAAAACAAUUAAGAAACGUGUAAUAAAGAAACAAAAAGGUGAUAAAAAAGAAACAACAGAAAUAGUUACACUGGAAGAAGAAGGUAAAGAACCUUUAACCACUGUCACGGUUCAAGAGGAAGAAAUUCCGGAAGAACCGGUAUUUACUGUCCAAGAACUGCCCGAACAAGUUCAAGAAACAACAGUUGUUGAAGAUGGAGUGACAAAGACAAAAACAAUUAAGAAACGUGUAAUAAAGAAACAAAAAGGUGAUAAGAAAGAAACAACAGAAAUAGUUACACUGGAAGAAGAAGGUAAAGAACCUUUAACCACUGUCACGGUUCAAGAAGAACAAAUGCCGGAAGAACCGGUAUUUACUGUCCAAGAACUACCCGAACAAGUUCAAGAAACAACAGUUGUUGAAGAUGGAGUAACAAAGAAGAAAACAAUUAAGAAACGUGUAAUAAAGAAACAAAAAGGUGAUAAGAAAGAAACAACAGAAAUAGUUACACUGGAAGAAGAAGGUAAAGAACCUUUAACCACUGUCACGGUUCAAGAGGAAGAAAUGCCGGAAGAACCGGUAUUUACUGUCCAAGAACUACCCGAACAAGUUCAAGAAACAACUGUUAUUGAAGAUGGAGUGACAAAGAAGAAAACAAUUAAGAAACGUGUAAUAAAGAAACAAAAAGGUGAUAAGAAAGAAACAACAGAAAUAGUUACUCUGGAAGAAGAAGGUAAAGAACCUUUAACCACUGUCACGGUUCAAGAAGAACAAAUGCCAGAAGAACCGGUAUUUACUGUCCAAGAACUACCCGAACAAGUUCAAGAAACAACAGUUGUUGAAGAUGGAGUAACAAAGAAGAAAACAAUUAAGAAACGUGUAAUAAAGAAACAAAAAGGUGAUAAGAAAGAAACAACAGAAAUAGUUACACUGGAAGAAGAAGGUAAAGAACCUUUAACCACUGUCACGGUUCAAGAAGAACAAAUGCCGGAAGAACCGGUAUUUACUGUCCAAGAACUACCCGAACAAGUUCAAGAAACAACUGUUGUUGAAGAUGGAGUGACAAAGAAGAAAACAAUUAGGAAACGUGUAAUAAAGAAACAAAAAGGUGAUAAGAAAGAAACAACAGAAAUAGUUACUCUGGAAGAAGAAGGUAAAGAACCUUUAACCACUGUCACGGUUCAAGAAGAACAAAUGCCGGAAGAACCGGUAUUUACUGUCCAAGAACUACCCGAACAAGUUCAAGAAACAACUGUUAUUGAAGAUGGAAUGACAAAGAAGAAAACAAUUAAGAAACGUGUAAUAAAGAAACAAAAAGACGAUAAGAAAGAAACAACAGAAAUAGUUACACUGGAAGAAGAAGGUAAAGAACCCUUAACCACUGUCACGAUUCAAGAAGAACAAAUGCCGGAAGAACCGGUAUUUACUGUCCAAGAACUACCCGAACAAGUUCAAGAAACAACUGUUGUUGAAGAUGGAGUGACAAAGAAGAAAACAAUUAAGAAACGUGUAAUAAAGAAACAAAAAGGUGAUAAGAAAGAAACAACAGAAAUAGUUACACUGGAAGAAGAAGGUAAAGAACCUUUAACCACUGUCACGGUUCAAGAAGAAGAAAUGCCGGAAGAACCGGUAUUUACUGUCCAAGAACUGCCCGAACAAGUUCAAGAAACAACAGUUGUUGAAGAUGGAGUGACAAAGACGAAAACAAUUAAGAAACGUGUAAUAAAGAAACAAAAAGGUGAUAAGAAAGAAACAACAGAAAUAGUUACUCUGGAAGAAGAAGGUAAAGAACCUUUAACCACUGUCACGGUUCAAGAAGAACAAAUGCCGGAAGAACCGGUAUUUACUGUCCAAGAACUACCCGAACAAGUUCAAGAAACAACUGUUAUUGAAGAUGGAAUGACAAAAAAGAAAACAAUUAAGAAACGUGUAAUAAAGGAACAAAAAGGCGAUAAGAAAGAAACAACAGAAAUAGUUACACUGGAAGAAGAAGGUAAAGAACCUUUAACCACUGUCACGAUUCAAGAAGAACAAAUGCCGGAAGAACCGAUAUUUACUGUCCAAGAACUACCCGAACAAGUUCAAGAAACAACUGUUGUUGAAGAUGGAGUGACAAAGAAGAAAACAAUUAAGAAACGUGUAAUAAAGAAACAAAAAGGUGAUAAGAAAGAAACAACAGAAAUAGUUACACUGGAAGAAGAAGGUAAAGAACCUUUAACCACUGUCACGGUUCAAGAAGAACAAAUGCCGGAAGAACCGGUAUUUACUGUCCAAGAACUUCCCGAACAAGUUCAAGAAACAACAGUUGUUGAAGAUGGAGUGACAAAGAAGAAAAUAAUUAAGAAACGGGUAAUAAAGAGACAAAAAGGUGAUAAGAAAGAAACAACAGAGAUAGUUACACUCGAAGAAGAAGGUAAAGAACCUUUAACCACUGUUACGGUUCAAGAAGAACAAAUGCCAGAAGAACCGGUAUUUACUGUCCAAGAAUUGCCCGAACAAGUUCAAGAAACAACUGUUGUUGAAGAUGGAGUGACAAAGAAGAAAACAAUUAAGAAACGUGUAAUAAAGAGACAAAAAGGUGAUAAAAAAGAAACAACAGAAAUAGUUACACUGGAAGAAGAAGGUAAAGAACCUUUAACCACUGUCACGGUUCAAGAAGAACAAAUGCCAGAAGAACCAGUAUUUACUGUCCAAGAACUACCCGAACAAGUUCAAGAAACAACAGUUGUUGAAGAUGGAGUGACAAAGCAGAAAACAAUUAAGAAACGUGUAAUAAAGAAACAAAAAGGUGAUAAGAAAGAAACAACAGAAAUAGUUACACUGGAAGAAGAAGGUAAAGAACCUUUAACCACUGUUACAGUUCAAGAAGAACAAAUGCCGGAAGAACCAGUAUUUACGGUCCAAGAACUACCCGAACAAGUUCAAGAAACAACUGUUGUUGAAGAUGGAGUGACAAAGAAGAAAACAAUUAAGAAACGUGUAAUAAAGAAACAAAAAGGUGAUAAGAAAGAAACAACAGAAAUAGUGACACUGGAAGAAGAAGGUAAAGAACCUUUAACCACUGUAACGGUUCAAGAAGAACAAAUGCCAGAAGAACCGGUAUUUACUGUCCAAGAAUUGCCCGAACAAGUCCAAGAAACAACUGUUGUUGAAAAUGGAGUAAUAAAAAAGAAAACAAUCAAGAAACGUGUAAUAAAGAAACAGAAAGGUGAUAAGAAGGAAACAACAGAAAUAGUUACACUGGAAGAAGAAGGUAAAGAACCUUUAACCACUGUCACGGUUCAAGAAGAACAAAUGCCGGAAGAACCGGUAUUUACUGUCCAAGAACUACCCGAACAAGUUCAAGAAACAACAGUUGUUGAAGAUGGAGUGACAAAGAAGAAAACAAUUAAGAAACGUGUAAUAAAGAAACAAAAAGAUGAUAAAAAAGAAACAACAGAAAUAGUUACACUGGAAGAAGAAGGUAAAGAACCUUUAACCACUGUUACAGUUCAAGAAGAACAAAUGCCGGAAGAACCAGUAUUUACGGUCCAAGAACUACCCGAACAAGUUCAAGAAACAACUGUUGUUGAAGAUGGAGUGACAAAGAAGAAAACAAUUAAGAAACGUGUAAUAAAGAAACAAAAAGGUGAUAAGAAAGAAACAACAGAAAUAGUGACACUGGAAGAAGAAGGUAAAGAACCUUUAACCACUGUAACGGUUCAAGAAGAACAAAUGCCAGAAGAACCGGUAUUUACUGUCCAAGAAUUGCCCGAACAAGUCCAAGAAACAACUGUUGUUGAAAAUGGAGUAAUAAAGAAGAAAACAAUCAAGAAACGUGUAAUAAAGAAACAGAAAGGUGAUAAGAAGGAAACAACAGAAAUAGUUACACUGGAAGAAGAAGGUAAAGAACCUUUAACCACUGUCACGGUUCAAGAAGAACAAAUGCCGGAAGAACCGGUAUUUACGGUCCAAGAACUACCCGAACAAGUUCAAGAAACAACUGUUGUUGAAGAUGGAGUGACAAAGAAGAAAACAAUUAAGAAACGUGUAAUAAAGAAACAAAAAGGUGAUAAGAAAGAAACAACAGAAAUAGUGACACUGGAAGAAGAAGGUAAAGAACCUUUAACCACUGUAACGGUUCAAGAAGAACAAAUGCCAGAAGAACCGGUAUUUACUGUCCAAGAAUUGCCCGAACAAGUCCAAGAAACAACUGUUGUUGAAAAUGGAGUAAUAAAGAAGAAAACAAUCAAGAAACGUGUAAUAAAGAAACAGAAAGGUGAUAAGAAGGAAACAACAGAAAUAGUUACACUAGAAGAAGAAGGUAAAGAACCUUUAACCACUGUCACGGUUCAAGAAGAACAAAUGCCGGAAGAACCGGUAUUUACUGUCCAAGAACUACCCGAACAAGUUCAAGAAACAACAGUUGUUGAAGAUGGAGUGACAAAGAAGAAAACAAUUAAGAAACGUGUAAUAAAGAAACAAAAAGGUGAUAAAAAAGAAACAACAGAAAUAGUUACACUGGAAGAAGAAGGUAAAGAACCUUUAACCACUGUUACAGUUCAAGAAGAACAAAUGCCGGAAGAACCAGUAUUUACUGUCCAAGAACUACCCGAACAAGUUCAAGAAACAACUGUUGUUGAGGAUGGCGUAUCUAAAAAGAAAACGAUUAAAAAGAGAGUAAUUAAAAAGCAGAAGGAUGGUAAGCAAGAAACUACUGAAAUUGUUACCUUAGAGCAAGAAGGUAAAGAACCAAUAUUUACAGUGACAACAGAAGAAACUGAAAUUUCUGAGGCACCAACAUAUGUUGUAGAAGAGCUUCCUGAGCAAGUGCAUGAGACCACAGUUAUUCAAGAUGGUGUUCCCAAAAAGAAGACUAUUAAAAAGAGGGUAAUUAAGAAGCAGAAAGGCGAUAAACAGGAAACUACUGAAAUAGUUACAUUGGAGCAGGAGGGCCAAGAACCCUGUACAACGGUAACAAUUGAAGAAACGGAUCUUCGAGAUACAGAGAGAGAGGAUGGAGCUGAUGGACAAACUGUUAUGAAAAUUCCGAAGAAAAAGGUUAAGAAAACUAUAUCCUUGGAAAAACCAAAAGAAGGUGAUACGGGGCAAGAGAAGUAUUUAUUUGUUCCUUUAUUAGAAGAGGAAAAACAAAUUCCGUCAACUCCUGAGGUGCUUCAAUUAGUCAAAAUGGAAACUUUAAAAAUAUUAUUUGCCCAUCCAAUUCCAGAACUGCCACAACUGAUUAAUUUACCUAAGGGAUAUCAGGUAGUUCUUGAGGCGCCCGAAGAAUGUACCGAAAUUGAUACAGGUAAAGGCAAAAAGAUAAUUAAGCAAAGGAUUAUUAAAAAGAAAGUUGGAAAUAAAUAUAAGGUUCUUAAAAUAGUUACCACCAAACUGGUGGGACAUAAACCUAAAUUUGAAGUAACUGAAUUUGAAGAAGAGGUACUGCCAUACGAUGAUGUAACUACUUUUACAGCACUUAUUGAACUUCCAGAAGAUACUCAUGUUUUUGAAAUUAUGGGUGAUGAUAAUUUACCGAAGCGCGUUGUAAAGAGCAAGAAGAAAAUUAUUAAAUCAAUAGGGCCUAAAAUUGAAGAAACCUGCAUAAUAAAGAUAACUGAGGAAGAAAAAUCACCCAAAACAACAGUGAUAGUCAGAGAAUAUGACAUUGAAAAAUAUGAAGCUGAACUCUUUCCGGAAAAAGCCCUAAGUCUUACUGUUACAAACUUCCCCGAGGAACUAUCCGAACAACCUUUCUUUGUAGAAGAAACUGAGUCUUUAGAUAUAAUUUCACCUACCAAAGUUGACGGCGAACCAAUUCCUUUUAGUGAGUUAGAAACCACAGAUGUACACACCAUUGAACAUACUCAGGAACUAGGUCCUCUAAAUCAAGAAGUAGCAAAAGCAGUAGGUAAAGUGACCCAAGAUCUAAAAGAAUCAGUAACAGUAGAAAUGGUGAUGUCUCAAAAGCCAGUCGAAGACACUCCUAUAAUUGAAGAACUUCCAGAGGAAGUCCAAGUUGUAGAUUUAGUUGGAGAAGAUGGUAAAAAGAAAAAGAAAACUAUAAAAAAGAAAACUAUCAGAAAACAUCUUGGAGAUGCCAGAGAAGACACACAUAUUGUUACCAUCGAAGAACAAGAUAAGCCAUCAUUGACCACUGUAACCAUUGAAGAGCAUGAGGAAGAUUUGCCCAUUGAAGCGACAGAAGUUUGUCCUAUAGAAGAACUGCCAGAAGAAACUAUAGAAAUCGAAGAAAAUACUAAGGAGGGGCCUAAGAUCAGAAAGUAUAAGAAACGAACAUUAAAGAAGCGUCAAAACGACAAAAUUCAAGUAACCGAAAUAUUUACAGUAGAAGAAGAGGGGAAGGAUCUUGAGACCUCCGUUGUAAUUAAGGAUGUAACUGACGAGGAGAUUCCUGAAAGUCCUUUGCAACCUGUUUAUAUAGAAGAGCUUCCAGAAGAGUCAACUGUGGAAGAAGUAAAGACAAGAUGGGGUCCUAAGAAAAAGACUACUAAAAAGCGAGUUAUAAAGAAGCAAGAGGGCAAUAAACAACAAGAAACGCAUAUUGUCACUAUUGAAGAAGAAGGAAAACAGCCCAUUACAAGUGUUACUAUAAACGAAAUAAUUUUGCCAGAAGAAGAGAUUAAAGUUUUACCAGAUAAGGCAACUGAAAUUGAGGAAAUUCCCGAACAAAUGAUUACUGUAGAUAUCGACACUCCUGAGGGACCAAAAAAGAAAAUUAUUAAAAAGAAGGUAUUUAAAAAACAAAAAGGGGAUAAAGACGAAGCUAUUGAAAUCAUAACAGUUGAAGAAGAAGGAAAAAUGCCACAAAGUUUGGUGACUAUUAAAGAUAUUCCUACAGGAAAGCCUAAAGAAAAAGUAAGAAAAGUUAAGAAAGCCAAAGUAACAGAAGAAUCGAUGGUCACGCAGGAAGGUUAUUUGUUUGUCCCAACAUUAUCAGAAAAAGAUAAACCUGAAGGUGUAGAAGAGCUCAUCCAAAUGGAGCUCAUUAAAAAGGCCCUAGCCAAACAGGUUCCAGAACAUAUUCCUGCAGAAGAUAUAGAAGAAUUUGACUUUAAGCCCAAAGAGAAGAAAGUUAAAAAGAAAAAGCCAAAGAUAGAAGAAGCUAAAAAACGUGAGGAUGAACAGCUAAACUUAGCCGAAGAACUUCCAGAAGAAAUCCACAUUGUAAAAGCAGUGGAUAAUACUGGUUUCGAAAAAACUACAAUUAUUAAACAAAAAACUAUCAAACGGCGAAAGGGAGACAAAAAAGAAGUGAUUACAAUAAAAACCGUAGAAGAAGAAAAUAUUAAACCACAAAUCAGUAUACUAAUUGAAGAAAAAGACUUAUCAGAUGAAGACGAAUUAAAGGAAGUUGAUUUACAAAAGGCCGUUAUUAUUGAAGACAUUCCAGAAGAAAUUGAAACCGAAGGCCGCGAAAAGAGAAUUAUUAAAAAGAAAAUAAUUAAGCGUAGACGUGGUAGUAAGCAAGAAAAUACCGAACUUACCAUAGUGGAAGAGAAUAAAAAGACACCUCUAACAUCAAUUGUAAUUGAAGAAAUUGAAUAUCCAGAACAGCAAGUAAUGGUGCUUCCUGAAAGAGACAUCGAAGAGGAAAUUAUAACAAAGGUGGAGCCGGAAAUAGUGCAGGUAUAUGAGGACGCUGAUCAUAAAAAAGUUGUAAAAAAGAAAGUUGUCAAAAAACGUAAAGGCAGCAAGCAAGAAACUACAAAAAUCUUAACUGUUGAAGAAGAAGGAAAAGAACCUAUAACAUCGGUUGUUAUUGAAGAAGUAGAUAUACCAGAUGAAGUAUUAAAAGAACUUAAAACACCCUCAUUCAAAAGUGCCAAACCAACAUUUAUUGAAGACCUAUUUGACAAAGUAAGCGUCUUAGACGUGGAAGUCAAGCAAGGUCCUAAAGAAAAAAUUGUUAAAAAGAAGGUCACUCCAAAACAACCUGAAGAACCGAUUGUAGAUGAGGAUGUAGUAGUUGAAGAACUUCCGGAAGAAAUUGAAGUUGUUCAUACCAAUGAUGGUACAGAAAAGCUAGUUAAAAAGCGAACUGUUAGAAAAAGAACGGGUAGCAAGCAUGAAAUUACACAAAUAUAUACGGUAGAAGAAGAGGGAAAAGAACCUCUAUCCUCACUUAUAAUUGAAGAAAUAGAAUUUCCAGAAGAGAUUGCUGAAACAUUGCCUAUAAAGACUGAUCAAACUGUGGUUAUCGAAGACAAACCAGAGAAAUUGGAAAAACGUAAGAAAAUUAUCAAAAAAGUAACCAAACGACCUAAAGACGAAAUAAGUGAGGAAAUCAGUAUAGUAUCGAAAGAAGAAAUAAAACCACAAACUUCAGAAGUCAUUGAGGAAAUUGAAGAAGAUUCUCCAAUUAUUAUUAAAGAGAUGCCAGAAGAAAUACAAAUUAAAGAAAAUGAAGAUGGCACUCAAAAAAUUACUAAAAAGCGUACAAUUAAAAAGCAAAAAGGUAACAAGCAGGAAAUAACGCAUAUUGUGAUCGAAGAACAGACAGGAAAAUCUCCUAUUACUGCAGUAUUUAUUGAAGAAACUGAUAUUCUAGAAGAAAUCCAACCUGAGUUGCCCGUACAAAUUCAGGAGCUACCCGAGGAAAUUACAACUGAAGAAGUCAAGACUAGAUGGGGUCCUAAAACAAAAACUACCAAAAAGAAAACCUUACGAAAAAUUCAAGGAGACAAAGUAGAAGAUACAUUCAUUGUGACAGUCGAGGAAACUGGUAAGAAGCCUCAAACAACGGUGACUUUCGAAGAGCGAACCCUGCCAGUAGAAGAUCUGAAAUUACCUGAUCUACCUAAGCAAGAUAUAAUGGAACUCCCGGAAGAAAUUAAAAUUGUGGAAAAGAUAACACCUGAAGGGCCUAAAAAAGAAAAAGUUAAAAAACGAACUAUUGUUAAGAAGGAUGGGAAGAAACAGAAAAAGAUUGAAAUUGUAACUGUUCAAGAAGAAGGAAAGGUACCUAAGGACACUGUUACUGUUGUAGAAGAAGAUCUGCCAGAAGAAAUCGUUAAAGAAGUUUUUGAACCUCUACCAGAAAAGCCAACUCUGACGUUCAUUCAUGAAUUACCUGAGGAAAUAAUAGAACAAGAGAUAAUUGAUGAAAUGGGACAACCCAAGAAAAAAACAAUAAAAAAACGCAUCAUUAAAAAACCAAAAGGUGACAAAGAGGAAGUCACUGAAAUAACGGUAGUUGAAGAGGAAUCCAAACCACCUCAGUCAACUGUAACAAUUAAGGAAGUUGACAAAGAAGACAAAAAACCUAAAAGGCCCAAGAAAAAGGAAGUUCCAAAACAACUUAGAAGAGAACUUUCCAUAUUACUACCUUUGGAAAUCAAGGAAAUCAAAUUUGAGAAAGUUAAAGUAGUUGAUGCUAAGGAUGUACCUAUGUUCGGUGAAGUAAAACUGCGCAAACCAAAGAAACCUGUUGAACGAAAAGAUACAGCAACUAAAAUCCAAAUUCCAAGACUAAAAAGUCGCAUUCAAUUUAAUGAUUUUCCACCGUUAACAGAAAAAGAGCAAAUACCUAGAAUAGCUAUUCUAGAACCUGUUUACAAAGAUAAUGGGGUCUUAUCUAGAAAUUUAGAAGAGUCUAAGAAAGUACCAAAAACUAAAAAACGACGUCUUAGAGAUAAGGAUAUUGAUGAGAAAUACCUAGAACAAUUGGAUUUAGAAGCCGAAGAACUUAAGAAACGAGAAUUGGAAAGGGUAGAUGAUGAAUAUAAAUUUGAAAGGAAACCUAAGAAAAAGCCGGAACAAAAGGACAUAAAAGAGGGUCUAAAAAUAGGAAAGGGCGAAGUUCCUAAACCCGAACAACCAGAGGAGGAAGUUCAUCUUAAGAAGACACCAAAGAAGCCCAAAGAUGAAGAAGAAAUCGAAGAGAAAAAACGUCCCAAAAAAGAUACCUCUAUAGUUAAAGAGCCAAAAGACAAACCAGAUGAGGAUGACAAAAAGAUCAAAUUUAAACCAUACGAUAUCGAUAAAGAAAAUUUGGAAUUAGAGGAAUACCAACCAGGGGAACCUAAAGAAGAAAGCAAAAUUGAAAAACCGUUAGAACCUAUCAAAAAGCCGAAAAAGAAAAAGGUUAAGUUCACUCCUGAAACUGAAGAGGGAGGUUUUGAAAUUGGUAUUGGGAAACCUAAAACGGAAGAACCUGAAGAAGAAAUAUCUCUAAAAUAUAAACAAAAGCCAAAACCUGAACCUGAAGAAGAAGAAAUUAAAUUAAAACCACAUAAAAAAGAAUCGGAAGAUAAAGAAUAUAAGGUGCUGGUCGACAGAGUUAUGAAGCAUGACGCUAUUAUAUCAUUUGAAGGCCCAGAUAUUACUCAGGAAAUUUCACCAGAUGAAGAAAAAGAAAAAACAAAGGUCAAAAAGAUUAGGAAGAUUAAAAGGAAAGGAUCUACUGCUAAAGAGGAAGAAAUUGCUCCCGAAAUACCAACCGAGGAAAUAAAUAUUUCUCCAGCGAAUGAAGAAACGGUUGAUGAUUUAGAAAAGCAAGAAAUUCAAUCGGAAAUAAUAGAAACACCAAAAGACAAGGGUACUCUGGAAGAACCUGAAAAGAAAGACACUCCGAAAAAAGUAAGGAGAAUAAUUCCUAAACCAGAGGAAAAGAAGGAAAAGAUGCCACGACUUAAAAGCAGAAUUACACACAUACAAUUUCCACCUAAAAUUCAAACUCUUUCCAUUGAGGAACUUCAAGAAGUUUACAGAGGCAAUGGUAUUCUGUCACGUAGCUUAGAAGAAGCUGAACAACUUCCCAAAGUUAAGAAAACCAAAAUAAUUAAAAAGAUUAAAAAGGGGGUAAAAAUUCCAGUCGAAGAAGAGCAGGAAGAAAUUGAAGAUGAAGUGAUAUAUAAAGUAGAUGAUGAAGAGGUACCUACAUUAGAUUCAAUUGUUACAAUUGAAGACCAACCUACUCCUGAAGAAAUUGCCACGGGCGAAGUUGAGACUAUUAAAAAGAAAAAGAUAUUCAAAAAGAUUAAAAAACCCAAAGAAGAAAUAAUAGAUGAAAUACAGCUCGAAACUACCGAGCCAGAGGAAACUUUGCCAUCUGUUGAAAUCUCUGAAUCGAUAGAAGAAUCCAAAGAAAAGCCAAAAGAGAAAGUUAAGAAACCCAAGAAAGUGAAACAAGAAGAUAUAACAGAAGUUGUUAAAUUAAAACCGGUAAAACAAAGUAUUGAACGAAUCCCUGGUGAAAAACCAAAGCUUUUAAUAAUAAGCGAAAUAAAAUCAGAAUUUGCGGAAAUUAAACUUAAAAAGGCUAAGCCGGUGGAAAGGAAGCUCUCUGAGGUAGUAGUUCCGAAAUUUAGAUUGAAGAGUAAACUGCAAAUAGUGGAAUUCCCUCCAUUUGGACAAAAAGAACAGAAGGCCUUAGUAACAGAACUGGCACCAGUCUACAGAGACAAUGGAAUUUUAUCGAGAAACGCUGAAGAGGCAAAAGCAGUAAAACCUAAGAAAAAGAAAUUAGUGACUCGAAUGAAAGAACUUGAAAAGAUCGACCAAGAAUUUGAAGACUUGAAAAAACCAUUAGAGCAAGUCGAUGAAGAAUAUAAAAAGAGAAUAGCAAAACCUAAAAAAGAAAAACUUCUACCAAUGAAAAUAGUGAGGGUUGAACAUAUGCCUCAAAAAGCUAAAGUAAUUGAUUUAACCCCAGAAGUUGUUAAUUUGGCAGAUAUUAAACUAAAAAAACCCAAAAAAAUGGGGGCAACUGAGCCAAUCCAAAUGGCUGUAGCGAAAUUAAGGCUAAAGAGUAGAAUAAAUUGGAUCGAUUUUCCACCACUUAGCGAACUUUUGCAACCUUUAAAGCUAACAAAUAUCGGUGCAGUGCGAGACAAUGGAAUUUUGUCUCGUACAAUUGAAGAGGCUGAGGAGGAAAUCAGGAAAAAACCUAAGAAGAUGAAAGAUAUAAAGAAACAUAAAAAAACCCUCGAAAAACUUGAUAUUGGAUACGAAGAACCAGAAAAGGUUAAGCCUGAAGUUAUUGAAGAGGAGAAAAAAUAUGAUAGAAUACUAAAAGAGCCCGAGGAAAAACCUGAAGAAGAACCCAUAGAGAUCCGAAUUGGCAAAGGUAAAUCUCUUCCCAAAGAAGAAGAACCUGAAGAAAUAAAACUUAAAAAGCGACCUCAAAAAGUUGUAGAAGAGCAAGCCGAAGAAAAAAUCAAACUCAAGAAGCUGGAUCAAUUAAAACAGACCCCCGAAGAGACAUUACCGGAGAAAAUAGUUGAUCGACCGGAAUUCGAACCGUUCGACAUACCGCAAAAUGAAAUAGAGUUGGAUAAAUACGAGAAACCAGAAUUUAUCGAAAAAGAUAAGGAAAAGCAGAAAAAACCAAAAUCAAAAUAUAAACCAGCUAAAAAGGAAAAACCUGAACCUGAAACUGAAGAUGUUACUUUAAUACCUGGCAUCCCCAAAAAGCCUGAACAAAAAGAAGAAGAAACAGUAAUAUUAAAAGCUCCUAGAAAACCACUUCCAGAAGAGAAGCAAGAGGAUAUCAAAUUAAAGCCAUUUAGAAAAGAAGAGGAAGAGGAGACACUUAAGGUUAAUAUCGAAACUAUUAUGAAACAUGAUUCAAUAGUAACUUUUGAGGGGCCGGAUAUUGAGAUGGAAAUAUCACCUGAUGAAGAUAAAGAGAAGACCAAGAAGAGAAAAGUCAAAAAGGUUAAGCGCAAAGAAAGCAUUUUGGUUGCAGGCCAGGAAGAAGUAGAAGUUGCCCAGGCUGAAGCUGAAACUAUAACAGCAGAACUUGAAGAAAUAUUACAACCUAAAGAGGAACCAACUGAAUCCGAUAUAGCAACAGAAAAAGUAGUGCCAAAAGAAGUUGUACCUGAAGAACUUUUAAAGAAAGCUGAUGAAGAUAUCAAACCACUUCUUGAAGAAGCUUCUGAGAUAACGGAAACUAUAACUAAGAAAAUUAAGAAGAAGGUUCCCAAAAAGGUUCCUGAAAUUGAGCCAGGUGAAGAGCAUCCUGAGAUAAAACAAGAAUUAGAAACAGAAAUAGAACCCCAAGAUGAAAAAGAAGUUUCCACAGAUGAUAUUAAAGCACCAGAAGUUACUGAAACAGAUAAACCAAAAGCCGCAAAACCUAAAAGAGCUAUCCCACCUAAAGUGGAAAAGCAAGAUAAAAUUCCAAGGCUUAAAAGUCGAAUUACUCACGUCGAAUUUCCUCCUAAAAAUGAAGCUCAACGAGUACCAGUUAUAUCAGAACUUCCCCCAGUUGUUCGAGAUAAUGGUAUAAUUUCUAGGAAUAUUGAAGAAGCUGUAAAAAUUAAGAAACCAAAACGCAGGAAGCUUAAGGAUGUUGAACCCGAUCUAACCGAAUUGGAAAAGCUCGAUCUAGAAUAUGAAGAGCAAAAGAGAAAGGAGCUAGAGAAAGUCGAUGAGGCUUUUAAAUAUGAAAAGAAAAAGAAAGAAAAGCCCGAGCCGCUUGAGGAGACACCAGCGCUUAAGCUGGGGAAGGGUAAAUUGCCCAAAGACGAAGAAGAGCCUGAAAGUGUAACGCUAAAACCACGUCAGAGGGUACAAGAAGAACUUGAAGAAUUUAUUUUGAAGGUGGAAAAUGUCGAAUACCAAAAGGUAAAACUAUUUGAGAUUACGGAUUCUGAUGUCACUAAGUUACCUUUGGAACCGUUUGAUACGAUUAAGGACGAGAAAGAAACUCCAGAAGAAACAACUGUAAAAGAAGUGGUAGAAACUAAAAUUAAACGUAAAAAGAAAGAUAAAAAGCCAGAUGACCAAGAUGAAAUACCAAAGAUUUCAGAAAAGGCUAAGCCUGAAUUAAAGGGUAUAAGGCUUAAGAGCAGAAUUAUAUACAUCGAAUUUCCACCAAUUUCUGAAGGUAAACAAGUUCCUUUGAUCACUAAAUUAGAACCUGUAGUGAAAGAUAGAGCGGAGUUGUCUAGAAAUAUUGAAGAAGCUAAAGUCAUUAAACGUAAGAAAAAACCAAAGGAUGUUGAACCUAAACUGGAUGACAUUGAGCUCCUAGAUAAGGAACUUGAAGAAUUAAAAAAGAAGCGUGAGAAGGUUGAUGAUGAAUUUAGAGAACAUCCUAAGAAGAAGGUACCGAAAUCUAAAGCAAAACUAAUGCCAAUUGUCGUGGUUUCAGUGAAACCUCAAAAGGCAAAAAUAAUUGAUUUAACUCCUGAAGUUGUUAACUUAGCGGACAUAAAGCUUAGGAAACCAACUAAAAUAUUAGAUCAAAAAGAACCGGUUGAGCUGAAACUGCCAAAAUUAAAACUAAAGAGCCGUAUUAACUGGGUCGAUUUCCCACCAAUCGAUGAAAUUUUACAACUCUUGAACAUAACUGUUAUUGGAGCAAUUCGACAAAAUGGUGAAAUUUCCCGAAAUGUAGAAGAAGCAGUAAAAUUAAAGAAAAAGAAAUUAAAGAAAUUUAAAGAUAUUGAGAGAGAAUCACCUGAGUUGGAAAGUGUAGACCUAGAAUUUGAAAAGCGAGAACCAAAAGAAGAGAAGCCUAGUGAAACACUGAAAUAUGAAAGACCACCUAAAGACGAAUUAACUGAAGAACCUGUCGAAGAAAAAACUCUGAAAAUUCCCAAAGGCAAGAAGCUGCCUGUUGAAACUGUAGAUUCUGAAGAUUUUGUUUUAAAGAAACGACCAAAGCAGCCAGCGGAACAAGUCCCAGAAGAAGUUGUCCAAUUAACCACUGUAGAGCGUGAAACACCGACAGAAACCGAUAAAGAUAAAAAGAAGCUGAUUGAGGGACCAAAUCUUGAGCCAUUUGACCAUGAUCAUAAAGAUAUCGAUUUAGAAGAGUUUAUACCGAAUGAAGAAAAAGAGGUCAAGAAACAUAAAAAAUUAAAACCCAAACAAAAAACUAAGCCUGAAGGUCCUCAAGAAACUGCAGAGAAAGAAGAUAAAAUUAUCACAGAAAAGGCAAUUCCAAAAUUAGCCGAAGUUGAGGAAGAAGAGGAAGUUUCUAAAGCACCUAGAAAGCCCCGACCUGAAGAAACACCUGAGGGUAUCAGCCUUAAACCUAUCAAGAGGAAAGAAGAACCUGAGGAAACCUUUAUAGUGACUGCCGCUAAACCACCAGAAUUAGAAACAGCAAAACAAGUUUUUGUAAAGCCGGAUGACGAAUUUGAAACUGAGCUACCUAAAUUCGAUGACAAGCCAAAGAAAAAGAAAAAGAGGGUUUCAAUCAAGGAACUGGAUGAAAAAGAGAAAUCUCCGGAAAAAAUUGAGAAACCGGACCAAGAAGAUUUAGAAGAAGUUAAUGAGGUUAUUAUUAAACCUAAACCAAAAUUGACAGAGCAACCAGAGGAAGAAAUUGAAGAAGUACGACUACAAAAACCAAAACCAAAAGAAGAAAGUGUUCUUGCUGAAGAAGAAACCAUUACUGUUCUGAAAAAGUCAAAGAAACCCAAAGAAGAUAUUGGGGAAGUAGCUUUAACAAUUAAACCGGAGGAAAAAACCGAAGAGAUAGUAGAGGAAGAGGUUGUUAUUAAGAAGAAAAAGAUUAAAAAACCGAAAGUUCCAGAGGAGUCACCAGUUGAACUAAGUAUCACUAAACUAGAAGAUGUUUUGCCUGUGCAAGAAGAACCUGAAGAGGAAAAGGUGCCUAAGGUCGAACAACCUAGUAAGGAACCUGAAACUGUUGCAACAGAAAUCCAGCCGGAGAUAAAGGGUACUAUGGAAGAACCCGAAGAAAGCUUUACCAUAAAGAAAAAACCUAAAAAAGAAGCUCCAGAAACAGAGAAAUCGAUUACACUGAAGGAAACACCAGACGAUAUAGUGGAAGAAAAAAUUGUUAUUAAGAAGAAAAAAGUUAAAAAACCUGUUCCGGAAAUUGAAUCCGUUGAAGUAAACAUUAAAAAAAUUGAAGAGGACCUUCCAGAAGAAGUAAGAGUCGAGCCCGAUCUAUUAACAGAAGAAACUACAGUUACUAUUAAGAAAAAACCCAAAAUAGUACCUCAAGAAGAAAAAGAAAUUGAAGCUGAAAUAAUACUUAAGAAACCUCAAGAAAAAGAAGAAGACACACCUGUCCAAGCAGAAGCAACAGUUAUAAAACCGGAAUCUCCUGUAGAUACUGGUGAACCUCUUGAUACAUCUGCAGAAUUUGUGGUUAUUGCAAAGGAUCAAGAAGAAAUUAAGCCUAGAACUACAGAAAAACCUAAAACACCAGAAGACAAAGUAAAAACUGUCAAGAAAAAGAAAACACCAGAAAAAGUUCCCACAGAUGAGUCAAGCAUUAAGGCUGACGAAGUAACCAUUCCUAAAAAGGAAACGGAACCUGAAGAAGAAAAUGUGGAAGUGGAGCUUAAGAUUCCUCAACCGAAAAAGAAGGAACCAGAACAUACUGAGGAUGAAGAAAUAGUUGAAAAAGUAAUACUAACUCCGCAAGAUAAACUUAAGGAAGAAGACGAAGUUCAGGCCGAAAUAAAAAUGCCAAUAAAGAAAAAGAAAAAGCCCCAACCUGAAGAAACUUCUGAAUUUACUCUACAAAAACCUAUGGAAAUCACUGACGAAACCGAAGCGGAUAUUAAAUUACCCAAAAAGACUCCUAAAAUUCCAGAUGAAGAAAAGGACACCCUAGUUGUAAAGAAACAUGUUCCUACUAAUGAAGAAGAAGAGGUUGAACUUAAGGUACCAUUAAUUAAAAAACAACAACCAGAAGAAGAGGAAGAAGUAACAGUUAAAAAGCUUGUGGUAACUCCUGAAGAUGAGCAAGUGGUACAAGCGGCGAUUAAGAUUCCAAAGAAGAAAAAGGAAAUACCAGAAGAAGUCAAAGAUGAAGUAACUAUUAAAAAAGUAGUUCCUGAAAAAGAAACAGCUAUACCUGAGGAAGAAAACGUGGAAGUUGAACUUAAGGCUCCCCGACCUAAAAAGAAGCAAUCAGAAGUAGCUGAAGACGAGGAAACUAUUACAACGGUAUUGCCAACCCCUCAAGAGGAACUUAAAGAAGAAGAUGAAGUUCAGACCAAAAUUAAAAUACCCACCAAAAAAAUUAAAAAGCCCCGGACUGAAGAAGCUGCUGAAGUUACUGUGCAAAAACCUGCAGAAGUAAGCGAUGAAACCAAAGCUGAUAUAAAAUUACCCAAAAAGGCCCCUAAAAAACCAGAUGAAGAAAAGGACGAACUUAUCGUAAAGAAACAUGUUCCUGUUGACGAAGAUGAACAGGCUGAAUUUAAAGUUCCUUUGGUAAAAAAGAAGGAGCCGGAAGAAAAAGAGGAUGAAAUAUUACUUAAAAAGUCUGUAUUAACUCCUGAAACUGAAGAAGAAGUUCAAGCGGAGAUCAAAAUUCCAAAGAAGAAAAAGCUAAAGCCAGAAGCUGCCGAAGAUGAAGUUGCUAUAAAAAAACAUGUACCCCUACCUGAUACAGAUGAAGAUACUGAGGGCUUUAAAUUAAAACCUGAUAGUGAAACGGAUAUAGAUAUCAAACUCUCUAAGAAAAUUCCUAAGACGCAAGAUGAAGAAGACGAUGAACUCACUGUUAAGAGACAUAUUCCUGUAGAAGAAAAGGAUGAUGAGCUAGAGACGGAGGUAGUUCUUAAAAGAAGAGAAACUCCCAAUGAACCUGAGGCCGACCUAAAAAUCAAGAAAAAGCCUAAAGAGAAAGCAGUAAAAGAUGAGUCAGAUGAAAUUUCCAUUAAAAAGCUUAAACCUGUUCGUAAAACUUCUAUUCCUGAAGAAGUAAAAGAGGAAGAAAUUCCAUCAGUUACAUUUAAACCAAGAACCUCCAAAACCAAAGAAGACAUUGAGCAGGAAUUUAAAAUUUCUCUUGAUUCUUAUGCCGAAGAGGAAAUCAGUCUCUCUUCUAAAAUUAAAUUGAAAAAGCCAAAACGCCAACCAACAUUUGGCGAAGAAGCAGCAGAAGAAUCUCUUAAGAUAAUAGAGGAAAUUGAAAGUGAAGGACCUGUUAUCGAAGAAAUUAUUGAUGAGGGCAGUGAUGCAGAGGAAUUGCCUUUGGACGAUGAUGAUAUGCCUGAAGAUUUCCAUAUAGCAUUUAAACGUAAGCCCUCAAGGAAGUACUCAAUAGUACAUGAAGACGAAGAAGAUGUGAGUCUUAGUAUUAAAAAGCCCUAUAAAAAAGAUGAUAUGGAAGCUGACACGGAGAUUGACGUUAAGAUUAAACCUAAGAGAAGAGAUUCAGUAACUUUAUCAGAAGAGGUUUCUCUCAGCAUUACUAAAGAGAAGGAAAUAGAGAAAAUAACUGUUAUUCAUGAAGAAGAAGUUCACAAAGGUGACGUUUACUAUUCGGUCACGUUUUAUGAUGCAGAAGUUGAACAAGCAUGUGAUCUUGUUGAAGGUGAAAAAGUAUACGUAAAAGAAACUCAAGGUGAAUGGUGGUUCGUAAAAAAACAUCUUAGUGAAGAUAGUGGAUGGGUACCGGCUAACAUUCUUAUGGAUGAAGAGCAAUAUAUUCAGUUUGUACAGAAAAAAAUUAACGAAAAGAUUGACAAACUACCAGUUCUCGAGAAACCAAAAUCAUCUGAGAAACCCAGGGCUCCUAAGUUUAUAGAAAAGCUAACGCCCAUAACGACGCACGAUGGCUUCUGUGUCACAUUUAGAUGUAAAGUUGAAGGAUUUCCACGUCCUCAAGUGACCUGGUUCCGUCAGACACAUAUUAUCAAGGAAUCCACCGACUUCGAAAUUUAUUAUACAGAAGAUAAUGAAGCAUCUUUAGUCAUCAAAGAAGUUUUUCCCGAAGACGCUGGUACAUUUACAUGUGUUGCUAAAAAUUCAUGUGGUUUUGCUUCUAGUACUGCCGAAUUAACUGUAGAAGGUCCAUUAUCCACUCAUGGAACCGACAGAACGCAUUCUAUUUCUAGAAAGAGUCUUUCAAGGACAUCUUCACUGACAGACAUGCUAGAGGGUAUGCCUCCUGUAUUUGCCAAGAAGCCUAAAACCCAAGUUGUUCCGGAAGAUUCUGACGUAACAGUUGAAGCGAUACUAGCAGGCAUUCCGGAACCUGAAAUUAAGUGGUACAGAAAUGGAAAGAAAAUAACUUCCAAAGAUAAUGUUACUAUUACCACUACUGUCAAAGAAUAUAUAUACACCACAAAAAUAACAGUAACGAAAAUACAAAAGAAACAAGAGGGAAGGUUUAAGAUUGUUGCCAAGAAUUCUGAAGGUCAUGCAUACGCAGAAUUUACUAUUAGGGUACGAUCAACUGAAAAGUGUCCUCCGGUGGUAGAAGAACCACUUAUAUCUACAACUGUAACGAAGGGUGAAGAAGUUACUUUACUGACCACGAUUACCGGUUAUCCGGAACCAGCCAUUCAAUGGUUCAAAAAUAAUAAACCACUAGAGGAACCAUCUCCUAGGCGUAACGGAGAUACUUAUACAAUAAUUAUUAGGAAGGCCAGUUCAAGUGAUGCUGGAGAAUAUACUGUAAAAGCAAGAAACUCAUUAGGAUCGGCAGAAACUACUGCUUUUGUAACUGUUCAAGAUUUCACAGGAGACGAACCUCCAUUAUUUGUCAAACGUUUCGAAGAACAAAACAUUCCUGAAAAGACGCCACUUAUUCUAAGAGCUAAAGUAUUAGGACGCCCCGUACCAGAUGUAACCUGGCUUUUUAAUAAUCAACCACUGGAAUCAUCAGAUAGGGUGCGCAUUCUUUAUGAUGAGGAAAACAUUGAGCUCACCAUUAAAGAAACUAAUUCCGAACUAGAUUCUGGUAUUUACAAAUGUGUAGCAACCAAUAAAAUGGGCCGGGCAUCUCAUGGUGCUUCGGUAAACGUUGAGGUUGAUACUGUGAAAUUCACAAAGAAACUUCAAAAGUCCUACAAAACAUUCGAACGGGAAACUAUCGAGCUUGAAUGCGAGACUUCUCAUUCUGUUAGAACUAAAUGGUGGUUCAAUGAGACGGAAAUCAGUGGAAUGGACCAUCGUGUGGUGAGUCAAGAUGGCAGGACCCACAAACUGAUUAUAAGAAACACUUCUAAAAACGAUGAAGGCUCUUACAAAUGCACAGUUAAAAACCAAAAAACUGAAACAAGCGUUGAGGUAGAACAAAGAAAACUUGAAUUCGUUAAAAAAUUGCAAGAUCUAGAAAUAACUGAAAAAGACACAGCUAUUUUAGAAGUGGAAAUAACUUCGGAUACUGCUGAUGUAAUUUGGCUCAAAGAUGGGCUUCCCAUCUUAGAAAAGGAUGAUAAAUUUGAAAGCGAGAAAAUCAAAGGUGUUCGCAAAUUAUUAAUUCGAUCAACAUCAAUACAUGAUGAAGGUGAAUAUGCCUGUAAACUUCUUGAGGAGGAAUGCAAAGCUGAUGUCACUGUUAUAGAACUUCCUCCUGAAAUAAUAACACCCUUACAAGAUAAAACAGUUAUUAAAGGCGAAAAGGCCGUUUUUGAAAUCGAACUAUCGAAAGGUGAUGCUUUGGCCAAAUGGUACAAGAACGGCAAAGAAAUACAAUUCUCCGAACACAUCCAGUUAUCUAUUGAUGGAAAAAGGCAAAAACUUAAAAUUUAUAAAUGUGAACAGGAUGAUGAAGGCGAGUACUUAUGUAAAGUUGGAACCCAAUCAUCAAGUGCAAGACUCACUGUAACUGUACCGUCGUGCGAAUGGAUUCGGCCACUUCCUGAAAUAACUACAGCAACUGAAGAGUCUGAUGCUGAAUUUGAAGUUGAACUUUCCAAAGAAGAUGCUGAGGUUACUUGGUGGUACAAAGAAACUAAAAUUGAAGCCAGCUCGAAAUACACCAUCACGAAGAAGAAAACAAUAAGAAAACUAAUUGUUCAUAAAGUAUCUAAAAUAGACCAAUAUGAGUACACUUGCAAAAUGGAGAAGUUUGGACUUAAAACUUCCUCCAAGCUUCAGGUUGGACGUCGACCAGAUCCGCCAAGAGGACCUCUCGAAGUAUCUGGAAUGACAGCACAGUCGUUUACCAUUCAGUGGCAGUGUCCAGAAAAUGACGGUAAUUCGCCUAUAUUAGAAUACAUCGUUGAAAUGAAGGAUGUUAAGUUGAAAAAAGCAUUUAAGAAAGUUGGAAGCACUAAAGGCAACGUAACUGAUUUGGCUAUAACCGAAUUACAAAAAGAUCACGAGUAUAAGUUCAAGAUAUUCGCUAGGAACGCCUUUGGGUUGAGUGAGCCGUACUGUCCUGAAGAAACCAUUAUUGCAGGUUCACGAAUCAGAACAGAUUAUCACUUCGCUAAAACUGAUGACACGAUGUAUUGCUUGCUAGGCAUAUUUCCUCCUGCUAAAGCUAUUCAUAAAACUCCACCAUCUCCACCAAUUAAUCUAACAAUAAAGACUCUAACAAGUCGAAGUGCAACUCUAACUUGGGAACCGCCUCUAUUCGACGGAGGAAGUGAACUUACCGGAUAUGUUUUGGAGAAAAAGCUAGAAUAUAUGCCAAAAUGGGAGAAAGUUGUUACGUUAGAAGCAAACAGCCUGGAAUACACCUUUGAAAACCUUAAGGAAAAAAGCGAUUAUCUCUUUAGGGUUUAUGCUGAGAACGCUAUUGGCGUGAGUGCUCCUGCCCAAAGUGAUGUUGUUCAAAUGAGAACUUUAGCUACUGUACCUUCACCACCAACUGCUCCACUAGAAAUUCGCACCAUCGGUCCAAAUGCUAUUGUGGUCGAAUGGGGUAUUCCUGAAUCUGAUGGUGGCGCUCCUCUAUUGGGUUACAAUAUUGCUAUCAAAGACACUAAGAAAACCAUGUGGAUGGAAGUAGGCAAAACCCCAAAAGGUCUGCAAAAGUUUACCAUAAGAGACUUGCAAGAAGAUCACGAGUAUUUGAUAAGAAUCUUUGCAAGGAAUGAAAUUGGUCUUAGUGGUCCCUUAGAAUCAGAUGAACCCUUGAAAGUGCUACCAUCUGGAGAUGCAGAUCAAGAUGACUUUAGAGAAGUAACUUCCGAAAGAGAACCAACAUCUAGAAGUUCCGAAACUACUACGUCCUGGCUGCGAGAGAGCAGCAUGGAUGCUGACAUCAAAUCUUACCAAAAGGGCAAAUUGCUCAGGAAAGAUGAAUACUUCUUUAGAAUCUGGUGCUACGCCACCAAAUUGUUCAAGUAAACAUUGUGUGUUUACUUUAUGUGAGUAAUUGUUGGAUGUAAAUAAUGUUUAUAUAGAGUAAAUGGUGUAUAUUUAUUAAUUAUCCUAUUUAUAAUGUUUAUUCCAACCUUUGUAUACGUAUGUUAUAAGAAGUAAUUAUUAUAUUAUAUUAUCCCGAUUAUGUAUUACGUUUGCUAAAUUGGAACUAAGAACAUACUGUGGACUCUAAUUUUUGUACAUUCUUGAAUAUGGUUUAAUACUAAAAUUAUGGUUUAAAAAAAUUAAAUACGAGUUGUGAGCGAACAAAACAAUUUUUUAAUUAAAAAAACCAUGAUUUUAAUAAAAAACCUAAUAAGCGCUGUGAUACGAAAUUUAGAUAUUUGACAAAGUCAAUUAUCGCUUAUCACUGAAUUUAAAUGAGCGUCAAAUUCAUACGAACCUAUAAACGACUUAUGUUAUACAUAAUAUAUUGUAUUUUUUGUUUGAUUUCAUCUAUGAUAUGCCGAAGUUAUUUUAAUUUUCUAUUUAUUAUUAAGAAUUUUAGUUUUUGUUAUGUCUUUUUUGUUUUAUUCUGCAAAAUGUUAUAUUCUUUGGUAGGAUUAAUGUUUAUGAGAGACAAAAUAUAGGUGCACAAAUGUAUAAUAAAUGUUUGUUAAUUAUGCCUAAGAAUAUAGCUAUUAAAUUAUUGAAACUGUUUUAUUUGGUUAUCAAAUAUAAUUAUUAUUUUUAAAAAU
This is a messenger RNA of Anthonomus grandis grandis, 66756 nucleotides long. RefSeq names its product titin-like. The record is from RefSeq and is a predicted model, not a curated record. Bases 251 to 66043 code for a protein of 21930 amino acids. NCBI's taxonomy places the organism in Eukaryota, Metazoa, Arthropoda, Insecta, Coleoptera, Curculionidae. Gene Ontology annotation, molecular function: protein binding. The transcript has 48 exons.